Messenger RNA from Xyrichtys novacula (pearly razorfish), 61313 nucleotides. NCBI's taxonomy places the organism in Eukaryota, Metazoa, Chordata, Actinopteri, Labriformes, Labridae. The record is from the annotation of a GenBank genome assembly.
ACGGGAUGGCUCAAAUCAAAUGCGGAAGUUUACACCCAGUAAAGCUGCUGCCGCCACAAGCAGGAUGAUUUGAGUGUUGACAUGACAGUUGAGCAGCUGUAGCGAGGGGGAGAAGAAGCGGCGAGCCGUUGACAGGGAGGCGGCACGAGACCGCAGGAAAAACAGCAAAUCCAGCGCGGGGCGGACUGGACUUCAGACCCACACACAUGGCUUCUCUAGGCAGCGCGGAGCGACGGGCUUUCGCUCUGAAAAUCAACAGGUACAAAACGUAGCCGUAGUUGUUUUGGCUUCAGGUUUAGUUCAAGGAGUGAGUGGGAACUUUUCUGGUGCCUCUCCACUUAGACUCGGGAGGGAGUGAGCCCUCCUGUCUUGACAGUUGGAUGGCUUUCAAGAGUGGAGCAGGCUGCCACAUGUUGUGAAUGUUAAUGCAGCAGAUUUGUUCACUGUCCCAGAGAGAAAAAAGCAGCCUGGAGGAGAAGAAACAAGCAACUUUCUCGGAAGAAUUAUGACAGUGGAUGCAUGUUUGGAGAAAAAAUGACAGCCACGUGACAAAUGACUCUAAUGAAGGCUCAGUAUUUGACUUACAGCUACAUACAAAUGAGCUACACACAGAAGUGGAGAAAUGAUACUAAUUCUUUGGCUCUUCAGUUGUAAAACUCAAAUACUUUUUUAACAUUGACUUGAAUGAAAAUGAUCAGAACACUGUGUUGACUUUUUCAACUAGUAUGAUAAUUUUCCCUUCUGUGUAAGGUCUGACUUGCUCAUACAGCUGCUAUAAAUGAGGACUGAUGUGGUCAUAGUUCCGGCUAUGAUGACACUUGCCAGGUGUGGAGGAAGUAUGAAGCCUACAUGGAAGUCUAUUGUGUACCAUUCCUCCUCUGUAGUGCUGCUCUUUAAAAAAAUACACUAAUACUUCCUAUGAUUAGCAGUGCGGACAUAUGAAGCUCUUGCAUGUCCUGUAAGCUCAGAUCACUUGUUUUCAUUCCCUUUAUGGAAAUAAACAGAGGCAAAGUGCAUGCAGGGAUUAGUUUUUGGUGAAAUUUAGCAGAUGAUGGAUGAUGCAGAGACAGUUGUAUAUAUGGUUCUCCAAAGGCGCUCUUGUAAUCCCUAAAAUCUGAUUCUGUGCGUCUGCAGCUCUGGACUUUUAAAGUUGAUCAUCUAUAACUUUAUGGCAUUGGUUGUAGUGUAAAAUAGAAUAACUGCAAUAAGUGAUGCAACUGUUUCUGAAAGAAGUUUGACUAUGUCUGCGAAGCUGUUUUCGAUUAUUUUUUUUAUUGAUGAUCUGCUAGUUAUUUUCUUGAUUGCAAAGCCAGAUGUUGUAGGCAAAGUAUCAGAGUUAUGUUCUGUCCACCAACAGCUUUAUAAGUCAGGGAAAAACCACAUCAAAACGCCGAAAACAUUUAGUGUUACACCCUAAAACCAACUCUUUUUUGACAAUUAGUCUCUCUUUAAUAAGAUUAGCAGCAGAUUUAUUAUCAGUUUAAUCCACAAACUAUUAUAGUUCAAGUGCAAAGCAUUCUUUUGGUGUGAGAUCACCUCUCCUCCACCACAGUGAAUGUAUUAUACUCUUGUUUUUAACAGCCAGGAGAAGUCAUAGAUAUGUGCUGUGCUAUGCUGAUGCUGAGCUGUGCAGAGCUCAGCUGCUGAGGGAUGUGAGGGAUCUUAGUUCACAGCCCGAAUCCAGUGAUGAGCCAGCAGCAGCAGCAGCAGCAGCAGCAGAAGAGGGUUUGUUUAGAAGAUGCUAUAGUGUGGCACAGCACUGUGUUGGCUUCAAAGUAUCAAACAGCUCACACAGCCAUGAAGAGAUAAUGUAAGUCACGCUCACUGAUAAUGAUUUCUCAGAAGUUAAGUGAGGGAAUCAAAAUUAAAGUGGUUCUUCAACACACAGAAAGACAUAAUCUGUGGGCAAAUGAUGUCGAAAAAGUUUGACAGCUAAAGAAAAAGAUAGUUUUUCCUUCAGCUUGCCUUGCCUUAGUGGGUUAAAUAUUUUGUGUAUUAACUAGAGGUGGGGGUUACUCAAAGAGAGACUCACUUUUUGCUUUUCCCAGUCCAAAGGAUAAGAAAUGUAGUCAUUUAGCUCAUUUUAGUUCACUUAUAACAGUUGCUAAUCAGUGCAAACCAGAAGUCAAUUUUCACGCAGGGCUAGGUGUAUCAAGGACCCCCCUCCUCCUUUGAGGUCCUGGGUUGUCAGUCCCACUUUCCCCACACCACCCACUGAUGAGCAUUACCAGCCUCCAGUCCUUCCUGCAGGACAGGUCCACAUUUCUGCACUGGUUACCCAUUGCUCCAGUUGAGUUGUUUUAAAGCCCACUAAUAACGUUAUCUCUGUCGUCUAGCUCUGCUACGAGAAGCCAUCUGCCGUCUGCCCUCGUCUCUUAACCAACUAGUAAUUCCGGUGCCGACUAUUGAAGGUGACAGUGUUUAAGCCAAAUCCUGUCACCCCUUUACAGAAAGUAGCAAAAAGAUGAUAAAGUCAAAAUCUCAUAUCAACUGAGAUUACUCUGUGAGUUCUCUAGAUUUCCGGUAUGUGUAAAUACAAAGAAUCAUGUCCAUUAUAUUCAUUAUUCAUUCAAUCUGUGGAGCUAGUCAUGGCCACAAACCACGUAGACAAAGAGGAACGGUGGCCUUGCAUGGAUACUGAAGUUUGUGGCUAGUAUUAUUGUUGAUUGGUGCAAAAAAGACAAGUUCAUAUGUACAGUUGCUGACUAUUUCCUUCAGAUUUAUUACUGAAUAAGGAAUUCACCUUUUUUCUCUCUAUUUCCUUGAUGGUCUUAAGAGCAGUUCCUCUCUUUAUCUCUUUAUCAGGACAGAGUGUGAAGGAAAUCCUGCACUGUGGACUCUGCUGCCUUGGUUUCACUUCACUUUUUUUAUUUGUGGCAGUUUUGAAUCAGGAAAUGCAUGAUUCAAUGUAAGCACAUGAAAAAAGGGAAUGGAAAAUACCGUCUGUAAGAAAACGUGUCAGUCGGGAACGCAAACAUAUCAAUGAAUUUCAAUGAAUGGUUCUCAUGUAGCUUAACAAUUAAUAUUCUCCAGUUGACCACUUUGUUGCUUGCUGGCAUAUGGUAGCAGGUGCAAGGACAGCUGUGGACAUGGGGGCCUCUGUCGUUCAAUACUCCUAAGUGGUAGAGGGGUCCGGAUUGAGUUGCAUCUGGUUUCCUCUGGGCUCGUCUUGAUGACAUCUGUUAACCCUCAUGACUGUUGGUGGUCAGCCAUGGGGUGUCGAGUGGUGAAAAAAAAGAUUCAAAACUUCCCCUUCAAAAACUUUUGAUAAAUGUCUUCUUGACCUGCGGUUGAAUCUCUAAAACUCAGCUGUAAGUUUUUCCUUCUUUUUUUGGUCACUUCUUCUUUCCCGGAGCUGCCAAAUGACUGCUGCUUGUGCAUGCCUCCCUCUGACAGGAAGUCAAGCUGUGAUGGUGCUGAUAGCAGUAAGACCCAUUAAGUCUGCAGACAUAUGAUAGUAUGAGACACACUGUGGGGACAUCCCUUCGGUCAGCUUUUCUCCCUCUUGUCAUGAACACCACACCAGUCGGUUUUCCUGUGAAUCUCAGACUUUUGGAUGAGGGACAGUAUGCAAGCUGAAGGAACCCUAGCAUCCACUGGAAUGACUAGAUAAUAAUUUUGAAAAGAGAUAAUUAUGGACUGUCUAGUCAAGCAGUGUGGCGGCCUGGGGUCACAUCAUGAGGAUUAAAUGAAUAAAAUGUGUGAAAUUUUGUAUUUGGCUCCCUGACGGCAUGUGAAUAUCAUGUAUGCAGCUGUCAGAAGCUGUGAAACCUCUUUUUCAGUGGAAGAUUCAGUUCAAGAAACCCUUGUUCAAUAAUUCCAGAAAUGCUGACAGGAACUCUCCAUAUGCACACACAGCAAGUCCAGGCCUGCCAUAGACAGUGUGACGUGACAAAAAGGGGCUGGCCCUUUUUCUAUAGGGAGGGGAUGAUGUAAGGUUUUCACUCUGCAGACUACAAUAAGAUCUUUUCUUCCUUGGCUGUGAGUCCUUUUGGAAGUCAUCCAGCAGUUGUGAAGAAAUAUCCUUUAAGUGUGGUGCAAUAUAAUGAAAAUCUCAGUGGAGUGAUUAGCUGCUGUUGUGCAGCUGAUGAUGAGUCGAGGUUUCACAUUAAAUGACCCCUGAAGUCUAGCUGUAUUAUUAUUAACACACUGGAGGUCUGUUUGACAGCUCAUAUGUGCUUGAAUUAAGAGAGUCAUACCCAAAGCUGCUUAUCAGACACCAUUUCAUUCAUUACUUAAUGAAAUUACCAGUAAAAAUAAUAUUUUUUUUCGUACAAAUUCAUGAUUAUUGCACCAAAAUAGUGUACGCACUGAGUGUUUUUUUUUAAAACUGUGAGCCUAAUCUGUCAUCAUCCUGAUUUAGCUGGAGUUUUCUGUCAGCUGUAAUUCUGGCUCUGCGCCGACUCCUAGGGAACAGCUGUUUUAAAUGUACAUCCUCAUCAGUGUUGAUUACCACUUCUAAUUAUAUCACAUGAAAAAAGACAGCAGGAAACUGGUGAUUAUUGCUUACAGGCUUUGUUUUCAGUGAGGAUAAUACCUUUUAAAACACCCUGCCAUUGAUUUUCUGUGGAUUAGUUUGGUUUUAAUUGAGACAUUGAGGCAUGUAAUAACAAGACAACCAGCAUACUAACGUGCACUUAAGACAUCAGGUUACUCACAGAUAUCAAGUGUACAGAGGAUAUCCUUCAUUGUGUUCAGAUGUAACCUGGAUACCACCAUGAGCUUGUAUACAUGCCCCAGAUUUGAACUUGGAUUAUACCUCUAUCUUGACUUUGUUUUGCAACCAACCUCUCAUUCUAAGACGUGUAUUUUUGUUAGUUAUUCGCUGCAUCAGUACACUGCCACUGCACUGCAUAUAAUAGACAUUGGUUUGUUUAAAGCUCCUGUGAGGAAUUUUCAACUGGUUAUGCAACAGAUGGAAACCAAUACUGAUGCAUCUUUAUGGCCUAGAACAGGGGUUGACUUAUAUUAGCUUUUCAGGGCUGAUACUGAGACCAGUUAGUAGUUCAUUGGGCUGAUAACCAAUAUCUGGAACUGAUUUGUAUUGGUGGUAAAAACGAGAAACGUGCAACAUCACAUGGAGGAGUUUACAGUCAACCUAUAGUACAUCUAAGAGACAGAUCUAGUGGGUGGGCCAUCAGGUUAGGAAGAAUGGAUAAAAACUGAUCCAGAGGGAAAGACACUGGCGGUGGAGCCAAAGUAGAGCGCUUUGUACUUUACUAACUUUAUCCACCACCUGUAAAGCAAAUGUUGAUGCAGAUUAUCGGUCAAGUGUGUUUACUAGUCCCAAUAACUGGCUAAGGCUACCCAACAAAAGCAAACAAAACCAGCGGCCAAAAGAUUGACUAUUUCUACAAUGCAAUUUGUGAUACCUGUCACUGCUCCCUCAGGGUAGGUGUCAGACAGGAACAUUUACAAGAUAGCAUUUUCUGCAACAAGCGUUUACUGUGAGUGACUUAUUUGACUGUGAAGAAAUAACAAAGCUGCUGUUUUGCAUAGCGGUCUGAGUGUAAACCCCAUGUACAAGGGCUGUUGUCCUUGUUAGACCAGUCACUGGUCCAAAUCAUUGUCUUCCAACACUCUUUGCUCCCCACCUUUUCUGUCUCCUCUCAAUAAGGCAAAAUCCCUCUCCUUCUUUUGUUAUUGUAAAAGACCUCAGGACAAAGACACUUCCUAUGUAUGUACUGUGCAGCAGCUAAGUUCUCAUGAUCAUACUAAUGCAAGUUCAGGUAUUUGAUUUUCUUUGUAUUGUAGUUAAAAAUUUGGGGACUUUCUUGCAUGUUGCUGCUCAGUAGAGUUGCAGCCUAUUCUGGUUUGAUGAGGGCGAGUCUGCUCGCAUUUAUUUUAGUAUGACAUCAUCGCUGUAAAAGACUGGUGGUGAAGAAUAUGCCUCUUGGGGUCUGCUGUGAUGGUUAUGUGCAAGAUCUCAAACCUGACGCCUUCUCCUCUGAUAAAGCUACUCACUGUCUCCUUCAGUAUCUUGUUUUUUUAAGACUGAGGUAGAUUGACCCUUAUUUACCAAAGCUCUUGGCCUCUCGUGACCUCUCACCUGAGUGCAUUGCAGUCAAACAUUUGUCCCCUGUAAAGUGUUGUCUUUUGGAUUAUCUAUUUGAAUUCCUCACAUGUUGUCUAAAUAGUUUCAUUCAGGGUCUGAGACAAAGGGAAUCACUUGCAAUGAGUGAGUAAAAAUCUUACAGGUGUAGUCAUAACAACAGGUUUGUGACAUACAAUGAGCUUCUUUUGCUACCCAUUUACUAAAACCCUGGAUCUUGACUUUCUUACAACAGCAGCUCUGGUUUUAUUUAAGAAUGAAUGCCGACUAAAGGGAAAGUGAAAGGCAGAUGCCGCCUGCUGUGUCAAUCUGUCUACUUGAAGUUGAACAGUGUCUGCUUCGCUCUGCCGGCAAGACCUGAUUACUGUGUGACUUGCUGUUUUUUUAAGACAGGCCCUGAAAGUGUGUCAGAAUUUGCAGCUAGGCAGUCCGGCGUGCACAUGCAUCUUUGAAUGUGCAUGUAUAUGCAAAUGUUACUCUACAGUGUAUGUCCUGUAAUUGUAAGGGUCUGUGUGUGUGUUGUUUUUUUUUCGGUCUCCAGUAGCAAUAGGAGACAAGAGGGAGGGAACACAUUAGAGAUUGUGUGGGCUCAGUCUGUAUACAGGGUAGGGCAUGUUUCUUAGAAGUCAACUUAUGAGAGGAUUUUACAGGGUUUAGAGUGCUUCAAAGUGCAAUACAGCCCACAGACAAUCUGUCCUUGGGCAAGAAAAGACCUUCUUGUGUGCCGGCUGGAAUAAAACUUACAUAUCUAAGCAGAGACGCACACAGCUGCAUAGUUUAUGUACCACACGCCUUUUUUUUUUUAACGGCAUGAGCUAUUCAAGCUAGUAAUACAUAACAAGGACCACUCCUCUUCAGUUAUUAUACAAAGUGAAGCACUCUUAAAACGAAACCAAGGAGGAGAUGUGUGAGGCAGAUGUCAUAACUUUGCUCUGUGAGGAGGAGCUGAGGGAGGAAUCAUUCCUUAUGUUGACCUGAAGCUUUCUGCAGCUUUAAGCUUUAAAGGCUUAAGUGAUUUGAAGCUUCAAAUUUCAAGUUGUAAAUCACUAUUUACCCUUUGGCAUUUAUUUAGUUGAGCCUGCCCAGUAUUGCCAGGCGAAUGUACUCUGGCUUAUUGCAGAUAUAGUGUGUACUAUAUGGGUGACAGGGUUCAUGUUUUAAGAUGAGUGCCUGUAUGAAAACUUUUCCUUUAUAGAGGAGGGGUGCAGAGUGAUAUGCUUGGAGUGGCUUUGGAGUCACUGCAAGGUUAGUAAGUACUAGCAGGUCUUCAGCCUUCAGUAGAAGUCAUAAGUCUCAUGUACUGCAAGAGUGAGUCAGUUGUGUUUUUUUCAAACACAAUUAUUGAUACUCAGCCCCGAACAUAUUCAUAAUUGAAUCACACUGGUCAAGACCAAAAUAUAUUGCCAUGGUGAUAAAUUGUUCUGCCUCUACUCCUGUAUGUAAAUGCAUUAUUAUGGUGUAAGCUCUUGAAUGAAGUGAACUGAUGGAGAAAGCACUCAUUCUAGAAGUUCUGCAUUGUUAUUGGUGGACAAAAAAAGCUUUAUUUUCUGCCAACCUAAUAAGUUAUUGGCUGUAAAAUAUGUACUUAAAAUAAAAUAUCUUUAUUCAGAUCAUUACCUUUUGACUUUGGAUUAUGACAGUCUGUGACAGCCAUACAACAGCUUUGCAUUAUUUGCUGCUCAAGUAUUUAUCUGAUACUGGCACCUGUGAAAACCCAUCAUUUUAACUCUAUUCAGCCUCUCUCUGAAGUGAAGUCUAUGUUUUGUUGGUUGAGUUUGUUGUUGCUUGUGAGUGUACUUUUCAUACAAAUAUGAAGUCAUGAAACGAAUCAACAAUUGUGUCUUUAUAGAAAAAUUUUCAAGGCUGGCCAAUAGCGCCUACUUAGCUCCCCUUUUAGACAUGUUGCCAUACGCUAGCUCUUGCUAGUGAUUGCCAGUGAAGCUGGAUAAUGUCUGGGGUUUACACCGCCACCUGAGCAUCUCAUGUUCUGAAACUUUCCCGGAUUAUAAAAUGGACAUCCAUUUUUGAACAUUAUAUAAAUGUAUUUAAGUAGGGGUCAGCAUAAUAGGUCUGAGUUAGGAACCCUGCUGCACCCUAGUUUACUCUCUGAGUCAAACAAGUGUUGCAUAAGUUGAAAACUGUAGCUCAAGAGUGACGUUUGAAUGAGUUUGACUUGCAUGCAGAGCUGUGGUUGCUUGUGAGUAAGAGCUGGUAGUGCAGACAAGUGUAUCAGAGACUAUAUAUGGCUGCCCAUUGCACAAAUAGAAGGUAUGUGUGUUGUAAUAAACUACAUUAGAUGCAAAGACGUUUCUGUAAAGUCUCUAAACUUGAUAUCUGAAUUCUGGAUCUGAAUGUAGCGAGCAGUUAUUUGUUCAAACAAAUAGUUCUGCUCUGCUGGACUUUGCUCUUUGUGUAAAUUUGUAGACUGUUCACCCACCCAUAACUUGACCUCCCCAGGAAUCCAGUUUUCUGCUGACUCAGCAUGCUUAUUUGAUUGACAGAAGGGAUAGGAUUCAAAGAGAGAGAGUUGAGCUGUUUACUGUGCAAGUCGCACAAUUGGACAUGAAACAUUAACCAGCUCUUACCCGACUCUUGAGUCUGCGCUGCUCCACAACAAUAAUGAUAUUUGUUUUUCAGUUGUUUGCAUGAAGCUGUUUUGCAGAUUGUACACGCCUCAUGCCUCUGCAGCCUCAGUGGUUUGGACAUGCUUGUCAACUGCACAGGCGUUUAUGAGUUUGUGGUGGUAAUUAGUAACAGGGCUGUCAUAACAAUGACCGUGGAGACUUAAUGAACCCAUGAGGUUGACCACAGGGAAAUGCAACAGGGAAUGUGACCCAUUUACUUUAGUUUUGCUCUUUAACUUCCACCAUUUGCCCAAAUUUGUACAAACAUAAGCAACUGUAAAGCACAAAAAAACCCUCAUACACAUGCCUACUCUCACUCUUUCAUCAGUAGACAUCAGUGAAUAAAGACCUCAUUGUGAGAAAGUUUGUUAGAGUUCAAAUGAUACGGUAGAUUGAUUUCAUUCGAAGAAGACAGGACAUUAGCUCUGUGCGGCAAAGAGAAGAAAUAUGGAUGACAAACUGGGACACUGGCUUUGUUCUUGUCAUGCUCUGCUCUCCUUUUCUGGAAAAGAGCUACAGGCAAAAUCAUAGACCCACAGACACAUUAUCUCUGUCAACCCAACAUUUAAAUACCACCUCAUUCUGAUGUCAUAUUGAUUUUCUGCUGAUUCUGACCCUUAAAUCAGGACACCAUAUUUGUUCUAGUGCCUGUAUGGCUGCCAGCAUGACAAAGCCUUUUCCCCAGCCAGCAGAGAUGUGCUUCUGUAGGGAGCCAACAAUGGUCUGAAUGGAAUCACCAUGGCUGACCAAUUCAAACUAAUGUGAGCUGGAACAAUAGUGGGACUGCUGUUGCAUCUCUCAUCAAGCUACACUUUGUGCAAGUUGGACAUAUCCUCUCAUGCUACACUAGGUGGGAAUUGGAGCCGCUUUACUGCCUUAUGAUUUGGCAACUGGAAGAGACAAAGGAUAGAAAAAAGAGGGACUUACUUGAGACUAUAAGUUAAAAACAUAUCCAACCUUGUAGUUUCCUGCAAUUAACAACUUUAUCCAUGUUUUAUAUAACAAGAUACAACCCCACUGUGCUGUGAUAUGAAUCUGUGAGAUUUUUAAAAGUUGUUUAAGAACUGGAAGUUGUGAAACUACAACAAAUUGUCUCAUGCAGAAUUUGUAAAAGAGCAGUGAAACAUUGCGACAGUAUUUCAGCUUCCCACAUUAGCAUGGGUGUGUUAUGUUGCACAUUGUACAGGGUUCAUUCCAGAUAUUUCUCAGUGCUUGUUUAAGUUUUGUCUCAUGAACUAUUUUAAUAUAAAUCCUUGUGAUUCUUUUUGUGUCCAGGCACUCUUCUGCGGAGAUCAGGCGACACUUCGGUGGAAACUAUGCCGUUCAACACAGUCGAAGCAACUCCAACGCUUCAGCCUCAAUGUGCUUCACUGUGGUGAGUUUGAUUCUGUCUUACAAAGAUUAACCCUUCAAAAAAAUCAGGAUUUCUAAUAUCUAAAAAGGGUUUGACUGAUUAUUUAACCAUUGCUUAUAUUACUUUUUGUGGGUAAACUUUGAGUUUCUGUGUUUUUGUGUAAUAUUGUGUUCAUGUUUUAAAUUUUAUUUGGGUGGCGACUUCAAAGAAGUUCUGUGAGCUUUCAGCCUCUUCCUGCACUGUCUGUCUUUCUAUUGCUGUCAUAUUCUGUAUUUUUUAAUUGUGCAAAAUAAAUAAAUCUAGAUCUAAAUCAAGCAAAACUGACAGGUAUGAUAAAAGUUUGCUGACAGCAGGCAGAAAGGAACAGAAGGGAUCUGGCAGGUUUUUUAUAAACUGAUUUAAUUAAAGCUGCAUUGUACAGUACAAACCACAAAAUACACACACACGUUAUGAAAACAGCAACAUCAGUUAAGGUCAAACAUGAACUAAGAGGUGCAAACAGGAAAUUUCAAGAUAGAAAUUGAAGAACACCAAAGAAGACAAAGAUAAGCAGACUAAAAGUGGAUACUGAUUAUCUCUUAUAUCUUAAGACAAGCGAUUUAUUAAACAGCAAAUUCAGUAAUCAGAACGUCAGCAGAGCAGUUCUCUUCAAUACCCCAUUUACACAGCCUCAGUGUUUGUGUUUAUUUACCACCCAAAGCCUCUGAGCAUUUUUCAUCACAUCCUCCUCACUGUCAUUGGUGAUGAGUGUGUCUGACUCAGUCAGAGAUCUAUUCAUGAGGCUAAUGAUUUGAAUCGUUGCAUUUCUGACACCAAAAUAUCCUGCUUUGUAAAAACACUGUCUGCAUUUCUGCAAAAAAUAAAUAAAUAAAAAAUAAACCUGUGCUUUAAUUGAGGAGGAACCUUCCUUCCUGCGAUAAUAGAAGAGAUGAGAACUUACGGCUUUACGUGCUUUGUAAAAGCUAGGCUGACACUGGCUGUGCUUUGAUUUAACAGGGUUUCAGAAGACCUAGUAUCUGUAACUUUCUACAGAGGAUUGUAUGUCAUUAUGACAAGUUGUUUUCUUGCCUCUUCAGUGGAAGCUCAGCAGACGGUUAGAGUGCUUCCUUCUCUCAAGCAAGCAGGCAGGAUGAUGCACAGUAAUCCUUAGCAGGGAUUUGUUCCCACUCAUCUCUCCGUGGUACCCUCUGAACCUCCGUCUCUGCCUCCCAGAUUCAUGCAUUUCUCUUUCACUCUUCCAGCUUUUUUCUAUUUCUGUGCGUCCUUUUACAACGCGUCUUUCUCUGCUGCCCUACAUCUCCUUCAGUGAAACUUUCCUAAAGCUCUUAGGCACUAAGUCUCCUGACAUAUCCGUGUGCAUGACUGACUUAGCUGAAGUUCACCCUUUGAUACUUCCGCAGUGAUGAUCCUUGAGCUCAUCAGCUGACAGGGGUUUGAGUAGGAGGGCUCGGACCAUCCAUCCCACCCCAGCUUGUAACAUGCAACACGGUUAAUCUCUAACCUGCUUGGGAAAUGGGUCAGUGCAUUGGAUACCGACUGGUGCUGGAUGGGGCCUGCUUACCUUGCAGCUUACACGGGCAAAUCUUUAAUAUGGCCGGAUUUGGGAUGCGGGAGAGGGGUUUUAAUACUAUAAUCUCCGGGAUGAUAGUUUCCCAUUAUUCAUCAGUGGCUACUAGCUCAGUGAUGAUGGAGUGAUGUUUGUUUAGCGGAGGGUGGGAUAUUUGUUGCUGCAGUUGUGCUGUGGAUCACUUUGUUGAUGAUCAUCUCUCCCACUAUUUUUGGAGCCUAAUAUGAGGAAUGUUGACUGAGCUGUUGUUGCUUGUUGAAGGUUCAAUAUACUAAUUGAGAGAUUAAAAAGGAUAAAGCUGCAUGUAUUAUUGUUCAUGAGUGUAGAGCCUUUGUGUGUGUGUGUUUGCAGCACACGUGUGUGUGUUUGUGUGUCUGCAGUUUCUGUUCCUGUCUGUUGAAACACCAUUAGAUGGAGGGACGCCCUGCUGAUGUCACUUCCUCUAAUGUCUUGUGGUUUGUCAACUGCAACUCUGAGCAGCCCCGUCACUCAAAAAACUGCGGACAAAACAUUUUGGAGGUUCAAACAGUCAAGCGCAACUUUAAUCAUUGAUCAUGAAUGACUGUUGAGGCUACUUCCACCUGCCAAAAAAAUGCAGAUUGUUUCCUCUCAGAUUUACAGCCAAUUGUUGCUUCUAGGAAUCUACUGAUCUCUCUAAAGAGGAUGUGUUCCCUGCAUUGUGGCUCAGUUUCAACAAAAAGCAUUCAGCGUCAGUAGGUGCACUCUGUUGGUUCCUGUAUCCGGAGUGCGCCAUUUUGUACACUUCCUUUUUAUAGUGCAGAAUACAGUCCGGUAAGUCUGCAGUGUCCAUAUGUACAUACCUGUCCUCGGGUGGCUUCAAACUGAGAUGAUCGGUAAACUUUAAUCUUUAACUUUUGAUGUUCAGGUCAGAUGUGGCUCUUUUGUUUGUACCUGUUUAGUCAUGAAUCACGACGAAUGCUCAUUUUUGCUUGUGCACAUUGACAUAAGUUACCUUGGUGAUCACUUGUCUUUGUUUUUAAUGGUCUCAUUUGAUAUAAUAAGACCCCAGCAUUGCAGUAUUGAUUUACUCAUUGGUUUCAAAAUUGUGUAAACUUAGCAGAAAACUGAAUCAAUUUCUUUGAUUGUUGCAUGUGUUUGUCCUGAAUGUUGUCACUUGUUAAUUGUGAAUGCUUCAGCUUCGAAAGAAUCCUCAUUGACUUAAAUAUUUGCAGAGGCAUUCCCUUUUUAUCAGCGAGUAAGCUGAGAGAUGUUCUCGUGUUAUUUGGCAAGAAGAGGAGGGAGUUUCUUGCCUGCUCCUCUCAUGACUCCAUAGAGCAGCCGGCGCUGAUCAGAGGCAUGCAUAGAUUUGCAUUCAUUUGUUUUCGUUAGCCUCCAAUACUAAACAAGGAAAAGAGGCCAUGCAACCAUGAAUGUUUGAACUUGGAGGCAGACAGCCAGAGAAAGGCACAUAUGGAGGACACUGCCGCUGUGGAGGAGCUGCUUGUAUUCACGCCUCCUCUGUAGAAAGGACGCCUGCCAUCUAAAACAGUCAUGACAUAGUUGUGUACUCUUCCCGUUUUCUGUUGCAUGUUAACUAAAAGCCAUGAGGUACAUUUUGCUCAUGAGCUCUCAGCAUAGAAAAAUAUCCCUCAGGGCGGAUUGAUGUGCAAAAACAUGUCUGAAGGCAAAUGGAAUUUGCUCUGCUUUUAAGUACAGCAGUGACUCACCUUGCUGCUGCAGUUAUCUCUACCUCUCCCGUGUGUGCACAUUAUCUUCGCCUGUGUGCUGUUGGCUUGGUUUAGUCUCCAUUUUCGUGUCUUUUUCUCUCGUACACGAUGUUUCCGUUACAUUCAGUCUAUCACAAAUGAUUUUUUUUGUUAUGUAAAUGCUCCCUGUGUGGGACAGCAUGCAUGAUUAAUAUGUAUAAUGUUAUUUUUGGAUGGAGCUAAAGCAUACGUCCUUUGCAUUCCCUUUUUGUUUAUUUUAGUCUAUUUAACAGUGAUUCAAAGAAGGAUAGUUGGCUUUUUGUGAUAUAGGUGAUAUUGUGCUGUGCCUUUGUAUCCUUUUUUUGCCUCUGUCAGCCACAGCCUGCAGACCUUAAUCAGUUUGGAGGUCUGCCCAGUUUGCUGCCACUCUUCACAGAAACACCUGCUUCAUGCAGGUUCUCUUUUUGCAGCCCUGGUCAGCCGGGCACCACAAAGGGACGUGUGUUAUCUCAUCAGUUGUGUUCUUUUCAUCCAUCUCCUAUGUUAAAAUUGAAUGUGUUUUCUUCCACUUACGUGCUACAGGGAAUCUGUUUUAUUGUGUGUGCUGAUGAUUUAAACAAUAUGUACUGAUUCAAAGACCCACAUGAGACUUUCAGCCCAUUUGCACUCUACAUAAAAGUGAUUACAGCUUUGCUUUUGAUCUGCUGAAGCUCUGGAGCGCAGGCAGAUAGAGUUUCUGUCUAUAAAUAGAAUCAGAGGGAAAAAACUGGCUUUCUGAAACAGGGCAGUUUGUUCCAGUUUCUAUUUGUGUUUGUGCUCCAGUCUCUUGUUACUCCUAAGGUAUGAGCUAUUACAAAAUAGUCAUGACUCAACAUGUUUUUAUGCUCACCAAACCCACUUUUUCUAUCUUUUGUCCUUCCUGUUAUUUUUUGCACUAUGUAGACUGUGCAAACUCAUCACCGCCCUUAAGAGUUUCAGAUAUUAUAUGUCUGCGAUAUAUUCAAAUUUUAUAUAUUUGUUUAUAAAUAUGUGCUUGUUACAGUCCAUACUUUCUUAUCAUGUUAACCCAAACUUAGUUCAUCAUGAGGAAGUGUUUCGGAAACAGCAACAGCACCACAACUUGAAUAUAAUUCCUUUGCAGGACCGUGCUGAUUUUCCACAUUCUGACUGGAUCCUCAAUUUACAUUAUAAACGAAGAAUAAGUGAGAUUUGGUCCUGUGUGCUAUAACUCUCUCCCUCUGUCAUCCUCUUUUUUGUUCUGCAGCCUCCAUCGUAUGACGCGGUGGAGCCCUUGGACCUGGAAGAAUUCCUGAUGUCGCAGUUAAGAAGCGGAGACUCAGCUAUGAUGCAGGAACUGGGAGACUUCCCAGACGACGACCUGAAGGUGGAGCAGGUGGAGAAGGAAUGCCGGACUGUUCGACACUCUGUCCCUGAAGAUGGGUGAGUUACAGGAUGCCUGCAGGGAAUGAAUAAAUGUACACGUAGAAAUGGAAAAGCUGUAAGACCUGUUUUGGAAAGAUAGAAACAUAUUGAAUAUUGAUCAAAUAUUACCUCGUUAGCACCAACUUUAUACAGGCUCGUUUUGGCCCUAAACUUCUUAUCUUGCAACUGUUAGAAUUAUUAUUAUUAUUAUUAUUAUUAUUUUAAAUUAUUUUUAUUUUAUAUUUUGUUUUAUUUUUUAUUUUUUGCAAAAAAGGACAAAAGGACGACAUAUAAGGCUUUGUGUUAGAAUUAAUCGAGCAUUUACAGAAAAAAUGAAUACAAGCUGGAUGAACUGAUUGAUCAGAUGUUUGAAUAAAGUUGCUAAAUUAUUUUUAUCGGUCAAUCCUGAGGUGUUUAGGGUUCAAACAGACUUUAUUUUUUGUCAUUCCAAAAGAAGCAACAGCCAAAAAAAUAUAACAGAACAACAUCUUUGAACUUCUUUAUUAUUUGUUGCUGUAGUACUAUUCUGUCAUCUCAGUUAUUUCACCUCAUGUAGCGCACUGCAUCUUGACCAUGAAGUACAAAUGAAGAUAGAAGAGGAAUGUAAAUGUCUUCACUUGUCUAUGAAUGUUUGAAUGUGUGUCUAGCUUCAGGAGAAUGUGGGAACAUAUUUUCUUAUCUGCUUUGUCCCUGUUCUUUGUAGACUGGAUUUGGAUGCACAUGUGAGCGACUGCGUCAAGAGUUACACCCAGCCAUGGCUUGUGGUGUCCAGAAGGUACGCUGGCCUCUUUGGAAACACAACAAUAACAGUACAAAUAUUUCAGACGUUUAGCUCACUAAUACAGACACAAAAAAUGAUGAAACUAGAUCUAAAUAAAAGUAAACCUGAGGUUUCAGAGAAGAAAUCUAAGAUUUAGUGUUUUCUUGAGUAAGGUGCUAAUCUGCUGAUGAUGCAAAAAGACAGAUUUUACACCAUCUCAUGUAUCACGCUCUGCAGCAGGUGCCAACUGUCUGAGAAGUUGCAUAUGUCUGUGCAGCAAGAAACAGGAGGCCUGAGAGAGCCUGAUAAACAUAAAACACUUAACUCUCCUGUCUGACACGUUGUAGCACUCUCUUUAUCUGUCGCACUACCACACACACACACCUAUACAAUAAACACUUGAGCAGAGGUGAAGUUGUGUAAGGCUUCUGUUGUCGUUGUUAUCUCGAUUGAUUACUUGUACAGAGGUGUAUCAGUGGUAACCAUGCAUGUUUUUGUGUGUGUGUGUGUGUGCUCUGUGUGUAUGUAAAGGUGCCAGGGAGAUGGCUGGGGCGCAUAUUCAGAGAGAGCGGGCCUACACAAACUUCUUAAGAAACAGACCUUUGAGUCUGACGUCCAGCCAGAGGACACACAGAAACCGGUAAGAAACUCAGAGACAGAAAACUGUGCAUGUGCAGUGAUAGGCACACAGCUUUAAGGGAUUUCUGAAAAGAGCUGUAACUGUCUUGAGUAUAAGACAUCCUCAUUUAAAAAUGAGUGUUUCACCUUGAAGACAUUAGUAAGUGUUCCACAUUCAUGUCUUACAUAACCUUUUUCUCAACCAUCACUGUUGCUCAAUAAUGGAGACAUAUCAGCCCUCUUGAAACUGCGGCCUUACAGCUACACUUGAACAAUUCAUUUACUUUCUCCCCCUUCAGUCCCGUUCUCAAUACUUUUCAAACCUUUCUCUGGGAUUGUGUGAGUCCACCGAUUUGAAAUAGCACUGUUUGAUCAGAACUAACUCUAUGAGUACUUAUUUUAAUAGUUUAGAGUUGUUUAGCUUAGGUUGGUUAGUGAAACUCAAUCAAUACAAGACUGAAUAAAAUAUAUAACAGAUUAUUUGCAGAUCACUUGUACUGUACUUUUCUUGGUCAUUGAAUGCCAGUAAGUUUCAGAUGAAGGCAUAAGACUUAAGAGUGAUUUUGAUAAGCUGGUAUUAGAGCUGUCACAAAACUGACUCAAUUAUGUAUCAUAUAAAUAAAGCCAGCAAGCGAUAACAAUAACUGUACGAACUAGCAAUAACUGUAUGCUCAUUUAAAGCACAAUAUUAACAUUUCAGUUUUUUGUGAGAUGGUUAUCAUCUGUAUUUUGUGAAAACCUUAGCUGGUUGAUUGACGUUUGAAAGUCAGACUAACCUUAUCCCUUAAUUCUCAUCUUCACUUCCCGUGAGGAACUCUUGGUUUUUUAAAGUUUUGGCACCCCCUGUAAACAAAGCAGUCUUUUCUUCUUUAGUGCUUAGGAAGUGACUUUUGACAACAAGCAUCAAACUGCUAACUUUUGACAGUCAGAUGUUUCAUUUAUUGAGAAACUUUUAUGUGGAAAUUGUGGGGGAAAAAAAGCUUUUAAAGACACCUAUCCCAUUGCACUUGUUUCAGGCAUUAAAAAUAAUGGUGUACAAAUCAUCACAUUUUAUACUGAUGAUCUUGUUUGCUUUUGGAUAUAAUGAGAAGACAACAAUUUGAAUCUUAGUCUAUUACAUAAAGGUCAAAAUAUUCCUCAUAGGAGCUUUAAGGUAAGCUCAGAUAAGCUGUAAGCUGCUGUUUUCUUCUAAACUCUUUCUAUAACACAGUUUCACAACAGCACCCCAAUGAAUCAUUCUCUCCUCAGUGGGUUCCUGACCAUGUUUUUCAAACAGGACUACAAGAAAAAGCUGCCUUUAAACUUUGUCCUUGAAUGCCAAUAUGUUGCUCUUAGUUAAAGGGUCUUUUGUGAGACUAGUGUGGGAGUCAGCGCUGAUCAAGUCGGAGACUGAGGUAGGAGUUGCUUAAAUGGUGAGCACCACAGUGUUUUAUUAGUCUUUCCACACUUCACACUGUGCCAGUGGCUCUGUAAAGUUUAUUCAGACUGACUUGGACAGGACUAAACCAGAAUGUUACACUCUCUAGCUCUUACCACCUCUAUGUGUUUAGCUUGAUAGACUCAGAUAUUGUUUUUAUUAAAUGUUUUGGUAUUAAAUCAGUGGCUUACAUCUUCAUUUCAGAGCCCUUUAAAUUCAUUGCGGCUCUCUGCUACAGUACUCCACUAGCGUUAUUUGAGCCAAGUUCCCAUCCUCUCUCACUUCUGGCUCUAUUGUAUUUAAGUGGUCCAAAUCCUGGUUCUCAGCUUCAGGCGGCCCCAGCCAAUCCUAGUCCCAUUACUGCAGCUCUCACUCUACACCCAGUAAGUCUCACCAACCCCCUCCUGUCAGCCCCUCUUUGCCAACUCUGGUUAAUCACCCAAAUCCAAAGACCCUUAUUACUGCUGUAGGCUUCCCAUGAUCUACAUGCCAGAAAGAGAGUGACAGAGAGAGGAAGAACAGAACUAUUGUCCUUUCUGCACGUAAUGGGUCUCUUUUUUUUCAUCCAAUCUGGUUUAGUAAUGGCCCUGGGAUCGUGGUGUGAUUGUCCCUUUGAGGCAUCACAACAGGGCAAAGCCUCACCCGGGUAGAAGCUCGGUCAGUCCUUGCCCGUGGUCGGGAGCUGGGAUGUGAGACUGAUGCAUGAUGGGAAUGAAAGUGACAGGAAAAGAGGGGUGGCAACAGUGAUUGUUAAAGCAGGAUGGAGCCUGGGAGCAGGGGGGUCAUGCCCUGCCUCAUAGCUGAGACUGAAUUUUUCCAUAUGGUGCCAGUGCCAGUCUCUUAGACCUCUUACUGAUGGGCAGGGGAUGCUUCUGAUCCUGAAGGAAAUGUAGCAUCCAUUUUCCUUGUCUCACUUUCCUAUGUUUAAUCAAACAAGCGAGUAUGCGCUUUUGACUACUAUUUAAAACUAUCAUAAAUGCAUGGUUUGGAUUUUACAGUCUAAAAUCUUACAAGACUUUGAUUCUUUUGACUUUUUCUUAGGUUGUGUGCUUGACCUUUUGCCAAAUAUUCCAACGGCGAUCCAGCCCAGAAAAGUUUAUCCAUCUGUUCUCUAAACCUCUUACCUCUUGAGGGUUGUGCAGGAGCUGGAGCUUUAUUACACUAGGCAGAGAUGGAGCACGCCCUGACACGUAUAGAGUAGAAUAGAAUUCAAGCUGUGGCAGUGCUACCCCUGCACCACCUGUUACCCAUUGCACAAAAAUGUCUUAUUUUAAACAGGGUAUCAGUGGGGUCUUAAAAAGUCUUUACCCUUUAAUGCCUGACACUAGAAAUUAUGGCCAGAAAAUUCAAAUUUUUUUGGGAGCUGAAAUGUCCUUAAAAUGUAACAAAUAUGAUUAUUUAUCUUGUUUGAUACAUUAGAUGUUUUUGGAAACUGAAAAACUACAAGAGGACAUUUUUAUCAUUUAUUGGACUGUAUUCAGGUGUUUUUUUUAGUAAUGUGUUGAUCAUAUUGAUUUGAUAGAAGUAUAUAAAAGUAUGUAUCAAAUAUGAUACAAAAGGCAUUAAAGGGUCUGAAAUCGUCUCUUAAAAUCUCACAAAAUGUCUUAAAUACAAUUUUGAAAGGUCUUAAAAAUGUAUUAACUUAACUUACAAAUAAGUAAUGUGCCAUACAAAUACAGAUUAAUUUGAAGUAAUGUAAAAUGUUCAGAUUUCCCUUAAUGUCUUUUGUACCUUUUAGGCAGUAUGAAAUUAAAAUGGGUAUUAAAUUGUAUUAAUAACUGAUUUAAAAAAAAAGGAAAAAUAACUUAAAUUUUGUUGAAACCUGCAGAGAAAGUGUUAAAGUUAAUUUGUUGCCUGUCUUCAGAGAAAAUGCAGGAAACAAAAUAGUAUGUCAGAGAAUGAGGAAGAAAGUCUGUGUUAGCUGGUCUGAGCUUUAGUUUUUUAUCAGAAUUAAAUGACAUAAUGUGAUAAGAUAUGACCCGUAAUGUAAACAAAACUUAAUCACAAUCCUUUGUGUUAUUUCGUUACACUAACAGUUUGAACUGUAUCCACAGUCUGAGUAAGUCCUCUUUAUUAGAUCAACCAACUUAGCUGUUAUAACGUACAUUAAUUUUUCCCCAAUGCUUAAGUAAACUAAAGGAAAUAAGGCAGAACAAGUGAUCCUUUUAACUGGCAACUUUUAGCUGAAUGUGGGAGUGGUUAUUGAGGCUGUUGAAACAUGUGAGGAGCUCUCACUGCCUCUGUUUUUUUUAGUUAUAAUAUAUUAAACACACUUAUCACACAUGUUUUUAUGCUGUCAUACAGUAAUUUUUUAACAAUGUUGUCUCCAAGACAACAGCAGACAUGUUUAUCUGAAAGCCUUCAAUUCACAAGGUCACUCUUGAAACCCAAACACUGCACCUGAUUCAGUUUUACUUCAUGCAGCAUCUUCAGUUUUGAACAUUUCUUUGGUAUAGACUUGAGUCUUUCUUCUCUGCUGUUUCCUUUAAUUUUUUUUCCCCACUGUGAACAAAGUGUGUCAAAUUAACUGAACUUUUUCUUUGUAUUGAUAAGACAACAGUGAGUCUGUUGAAGUCUUAGAUAAGAGCUGUAUCCAAAGUAACGCUGUGCUGUUAAGAAAUAAACCAUUCCUAAGGCGUAUUAGCCAGUCUGAAUUAAUAAGAAAAUACAAAUAUGACUUUAAUGCAUUUUCCUUUUCUGGAUUGUACUUCAUGGCAUAUUUGUGUGUUUACACAUCACACUGACUUUAUAAGUGAGUGGAUUUGAAAGGUUUUAUGCUCAUGCAUCUGCCGAGUGCACACAUUUGUCCUGUGGUCUAGUGCCGUCGCUGGCAGGGCACUGGAUGUCAAAAAUAUUUCCAGAGCUAUUGUGUCUCUGGGUCAGCCCUCCCUGCUGCUGUCAUUUUAGUCUGGCAAGCAACCAGCCCGCAGGGAGAGCUCUGGUUACAGAGGUCCUUCAGCUAAUGCUAAAAUGAAUAAACAUAACCAGUUAUGAGUAACUCACUGUGAUAAAACUCAAAAGCCUGAGUUCAUGUAUUCUUUAUCUCUUUGUAUGUUUAUUUUGAUGAAAUACAGUCAGAAAGCUACAUGCUUAUUGCAAAGGAGACAAAGAUGAACAGAAGUUUACAGUCUUUGAAUGCAGAGAACGUGAACAUGAGAGUGUGUCGUUCAGUCUGUGCAUGGAGUCAGCUUUGAUCAGAAGAAAACACAAAAGACUGUCAUUAUCUCAGGGACACAACAGACUGUCUAAACGCCUGUUAGCUGUUUGUUGUGACUGCACAUUAAAUAACCAUAGAGGCUGCAACACAAUACAGUGGAUGGUACACAACAUGCUGUCGAAGUGUCAAUAAUGAGAGUUAAUCAUUCGUCUUUGAGAAAUCAUAUUCUAAGCUCCCGACGGAUGUCUUAGGGAGCUUAAAAUUUAAGUCUCUAUCAUAUGUGGAGAGCUUGGAGACGAGCAGUUGCUUCUUUGCAUUGAAAGGCGUCAGUUAGGGGGUUUCCUGGGUGAGCAUUUGCCUCCCUUUAGAGGAUGUUACAGGUACAUCCAACGAGGAGAAGACCCCAGGGUAGAGCUAGAGCUCUGUUGAGGGAUUUUAUAUCCCACCCAGCUUGGAAAAGCCCCAUGAUCCCACAUGAGGAGCUGGAAAAGGUUGCUGGGAUGAGGGAUGUCUUGGUAGACUAAUGUAAAGUGGACUGCUGUCUCUGUGACCCCAUGUUGGGUAAGCAGCAGAAAUGGAUGGAGAGAUGAGAUUAAGAUUUUAACUAGACUAGACCAUAUAAAGUCCUGGUCAAAAACUCUAUUUUAUUCUGCCUUCAUGCCUCUUCACACAACAGUUUUUCCUCUCGUUCCAACUUCCUCAUUUCACUCCCAUCACCAUUUUCUCUCCUACCUUCAUCAUCAACAAUAACCCCUCUCUCUGUGUUUCUGUUUUUGCUUCAGGUUAAGUCUCCAACUCUAGCAGUGCUGAACGAUGACUCUGGCCGCACAUUAACCUCCUCGGACUUCAACUUGAGGUGUUUGACCCCGGACCAGCGAGUGGAGGGGCUGCUGGCCAUCAGCAGCCAUGAGGAGCUGGACCGCUUCAACCAGGAGGCGCGGCAGGGGAACAGACACCCUGAGCUGUUUGCUCUGUACCCACCGGCAGAUGAGGUGAGACGAAGAGACAGAGAUGGCUCUCACAAACAUGAAUAUAAGACUGUUCAAUACUUGUUAGGUACAUUUGUUACAUUCAAAUGAUCAUAAAUACAAGUCUUCUUUAGUAAUAAUUCUUUUUCAGAAUUUAAAACUUCACAACACAGGGAUUUUUUUAUUUUUUCAUUGACUGAAUACUUGAGUUUUUGUGAUCAAACAAACAAUCUAAUGAUUAAUGUCGAGCUGACAUGAACAUAUUGAACUCCUCUCUGAUAUUUGAACAAGAAUAUUACUGAUAAAUUACUUUAUCAUGAAAAUAAAAUGUACUUAAGUUCUAAUUUGUCUAUGUGUUCACUUUUAGGAGAGUUACGGUAGUGUUCAAUAUUAGUUUUGAGCGUACAGAUACAACUCUAGUGUAACUACUUCUAAGAGGACCAAAAGAUUGAACCCUCUUGAUCAUUUGUCAUAUUUAUUUUGAUCUUUUAAAUCAAGUCUAGUUCCUUGGAAUACAAUAACAAGAGUCUUAUUUCACCCUUAAAAUGUUUUAUUUUAUUCAUCUGGUUUGGAAAUGUUCUCUGCUUUUGUUUUCUAGGAUGAUGCAGUGGAGAUUCGACCUGUUCCUGACUGCCCCAAAGAACACACUGGAGACCGCAUCCUGAUCCGAUGCCAGACCAUCAAGUAUGUCAUACAUUUUCAUCAAACUGUAGGAGGGAGGGGGCGUUCAACAGCUGCCUUUUGUUUCUCUUAAGGUCUGACAAGGACCCAACAGUUAAACGCGUAAAAGAGUAAUUAUUCUAACACCCCCUUGAUUUAUGAAAAAGACCUUUCAACAUACACCGUAUUCUUUUGUCACAUCUAAUCAUGACUUAAGAGUUUGAGUUGAUAAUUCAGUCAGACUUUCAUUCUAGUGUGGGAGGAGAGCUGUGCAGUGGUUGUUGUUCUGCUCCAGAAAUUCACCGUCCCUCCCUCUCUCUGUGGGAUUCUGUCUCUGCGUCUCUUUAACUUCUAUCGUUCAUACACACACACAAAUGGACGGAGGUUACUUCACUCUUGAUUCCUCUCAUUCUUCUUUUUCAACCCCUCAAAGCGCCAAAUAUUUUAGCUGAACUCAUUUGUCAGCUCGCAGUGGUUUGGCAAUUUUACCCUUUGUCCUUUGACUUGCACUGCGAACAUGUCAUCACUUACUGGAGGACAUGUUUUUGCUUCCCAAUAAAGUAAGGAUUUACAGGAAUAGAAGAGGAGUCGAAAUUAAACAGAAAAAUUUAGAUAAAAGGAAAAACAGAUGUUGAGUUCUGGUCAGCGUUCGUCCUUUUUGCAUUACUGAACAGCUCUUUCCUUUUCUGCCUCUCCUUCUUAGGUUUGAGAUUGACAUAGAGCCCAUGUUUGCCACAAUGGCCUUGUAUGACCUGAAAGAGAAGAAAAAGGUAAGAGAUCUUUGCAUAAAGAAGUCGGUUAAGGCUUUAAUGUUGUUCAGUGGUGUUUUAUUUUUAUCCCAACUUGUGUGACAUGUUCACUCUGACAUAUAAAGAACAGGAAGAAGACAAAAUAACCACCUAUAAGACAAUAGCCUCACAGUAAUUAUCAGUUUGAGUGAGGAUCUUUAUGUUUGUGUUUGUAGAGGAGACUGUCAGAGUGUCUUGCAGAAGCUGAUGGGUCUAUUUUCAACCUCAGGUCCAGUUGAUGUAAUGUUUUGAGGAUCUUUUAUGUGAUUAAUUCCAUAGCUACAUCGAACUUCGUUUUUGUCUAUGUAGGUCCAUUUUUUAGUGAGCAUGGACAGAUGAAAGUCAUAAAUACAAGGGCAGGGAAACACAGGCAGCUCUUUUCAAAAGCACAAUCCCAAUCAUUUCUAGUGUUAUAACUCGCCAGAAUCAUCGUCAGGGUGUGUUUCAGUGCAUUAGGGGCAAGUUUGAAGAGCGGAGUCAACACAAAAAUAAAUUAAAGCCAUUUUACAGAAAAUACCUUGUAAAUUGUCAGUCACAGUGGUGGGUACAAUAUCUAGUUAAGGCCCUUCAAUAGCCAAGAUAAGACAUUUCCAAUAGAGAGGAAUCCUGGUUACAAGUAGGGCUGUCAACCAGUAAACCUUAAUCAACCAAAGCAACUGAUGGCUGAAUUUGAGUCCUUUUGAUUACAUUUUUUUUGCAAUUUAAUUAGGCAUAGUGUUUGUUCAGGCAGGGAAGAAAAGUUAGGCUCAGUCUACAGUAGAUCAGCUGAUUCUAAUACCAGCCCAAAUCAGCUGAAAACUCAGCUAAUAACCCCCCUCACAAACGUCAGAGUGGGCGAUCUAUUUAGAUUGCCUCAGCCCGCCUUCUCUUGCUGCUUCCUCCAUAACCGCUUUACAACCCGCCUCCACCCCAGCUCCUCCUGUUAUGCUGUGCCUGAUCUUACCAGUGUCAUAUUGUCACUGAUGUCAACUUUGUUCCUUUCUGGAGUUUUGCUGCUGCUGCUCUCCCUGCUUUGACUUUUCAUGUAUGCACAUGAAACAGAAAAGAAGUGUGCUCUCCACGCAUGAAGGGCAGGGAGUUCUGAGAAUUGAGCCAUACUACCAAGUACUGUAUAAUUGUUGCAUAAAACUGAUUAAUUCUCUUGAUUAAAGUGGUCUUGAUUGGUGAAAAAGUUUUUGAGUCUAUAUGAACAAAGUAAAACAAUUCCUACUAAUUCAAAUGUACGCAGUCAGGGUGUUUUCAAAGUCAAAUGUGCCAUUCAGAAGUACAGUUGUGUCAUUAUUUUCUAUCAGAGGAGCAGCAGGAUGGAAGUUGUAGAUGAUGGCCCUAAUCACAUGUAAACCCACACCGUCACUGGCAUUUAAAUAUUUGACUCAAAUCUUUUCAUCAGAAGUUAUGACAGACUACAGUCCUAUAGGCACUGUGAAGUGUGCAUGUAAUGCAAAUUUAAUGUAUUGUGAAGUAACUAUAGUUUUCACAUCCUUCAUUCAUAGUGAGUGUUGUGCACUAUAAAUGUCCUCUUGACUCUGGGAGGUCUUGCAGUUUCCUCUCGCGGUCAGCAUGACAGUGAGGGGAUCAGUGUAAUCUACAAGGUUUUAUGUCCCAUCAUCACACAGAUACUUAUGCCCUCCGGGGGUCACCAUGUUUUGGUUCUAUAGCUACUAAUACAGCUCUACAUUUUCCCAGUCAUUCAUUUUGAGCCAAGGCUGCUUGUAUGUUUUCUGUGGAUUUACACAGCUGGGGGGAGGUUUGGGUGGUGGGGUUGGAGGGAUUUAGUAUAAACUUUAAAGCUUGUGUAACUCUCCGAUGAGCCACCGUUCUUACCCUGACCAGCUGCUCCAUCACUGAUGCCUCUGGGAUGGUCUGCAGGGCAAUUUAAUGCUUUGUUUUUGUAGAAAAUUGAUUUAUAAACCAAUCCGGGGAUAACACAGACAACAUAUUUUGCCGGGAUGUGAUAGAGUGUACUUUAAAUCACUGAUAUUUGCUCAGUUCUGCUUGAUGUCAGUACAUAAGAGCAGCGCAAAUGUAUCACAUCGGCUCAGAGUGUUUCACUGAAGAUGAUUAAUUUGAGUCUGUGUUGAACCAAAGUGUGUCCCUGUCAAGGUUACUACAACUCCUAGCAGAGACAGAUCCAGACUGCUAAAGAGCCAUGAAAUGUGUCUUUGAGUGAAGGAGAAGCUUGCCUUGUCAGUCAGAUUUGAUUUUAGUGGAACUGUGGAGUAUGUGCAACUGACCCAUUUAUCGCCGUAUCCCUGAUUUUCUUUUUUACUUUCUGUCUUACUCAAACUUUCUUCUGUACUCUUCUCUCGCUCCUUUUUCUCUCCUCAAGAGAGUUAUAUUUUAUUUUCAGUCACAUUUUUUUCUGCCUCUGUGUUCCCCUCCUUUGCUGUGUUCUCUGUAUCAUGUGGGAUUUUUUUUUUUUUUGCCGCUGUGUCUGUUUUAUGUGUGUGUGUUCACAUCUGUGAAAUCUGCAGCAGAUGUUCGUAUAAUUCCACGCAAUACUCUAGUUGCCUCUUUGGUUCAUCCACAAAGAUCUGGACGCAGGAUUUGACCCUGCAAGUGACCUUCUUGUGAUUUUAGGCUCGUGCAUAAAAACAUGCAGAGGUUUGAGAACAGACAUGUAAAGGAUUCAAGUAUGUCCACAUGUUAGGAGGAGUCCAGACAUGCUUUUUCCAAGUUUCUUCAUCCUUUUGUACAAGAGCAGGCCAGCGUAGUUUCACUGAACUGUGAGAGAAGACAAACUGGAUAAUUUUAUAAAUGGAGUAAAUAGUGUUCACUCUUCUUGCAGCUUCAGAUGCUACAGAUGUUUUGGACCUGUGCUGGAGAACAUUUAUGAGAAAGUAGUACAGAAAUCUUAAGAUUAUGCAACUUAAAGGGUUCCUGUAACUUGACUAACUUGCUAGACAAUUUUCAGAGUUGGAAAACCAAGCACUGUUGAAAGCGUGUUGAAAGUGUGUUUCAGCUGGUUAGAUGUAUUGCAUAAUCUCUAAGGUCUAACAAGCAAUACACUAAAAAACCCUAUCUGUUCUAUUUAUUUGAAAUAUAAAGCAAAUUAUUCUCACUGAGGCAGCCGACUUUGAUUAAAGAGACGAUAUUUCCAUAACUCCAUUAUUAGUCAUAAGAGGUGAACUCCUCCAUAACAGUGUUUUGAAGAAUUUUCACAGUUGUAAGUCUGCACAAGAUCAAACAAUGCAAACAUUUUUAUGUCUGUUAAAAGAACUCAAAUUCACGAACUUUUGAUUAUUUGAAAUAUAUCUGUCAAAUUAUUCUCACUGAGGCUUCUUCUCGGUGCGGUCAGAGAAACAGAGGGAUGAGCACAAUGAGAAGUUAAUGGCUUUUCAGUGAAUGGGAUCACAUGACACACACACAGGCCAGGCCACAGCAGGACAUAUGGCCGUGAUCCUCGCCUGGGGUCAUUUGAGAACAGUGAACCGUACAUAUGAUUUUCAGGGUCUGUUUUCUUUCCAAACCAGUUCCUUUGAUUCCUCCUCAAAACUUGGAAAAUAUUGUACCUAAAAAGGCAUUGUGCAUUUCAUUGUACCCCUAAUUUAGUCUUUGAGUUGUUGCGGAUGUGCUCCUGGUUGUAAAAAAGUUACUUUGACGUAUCAUCUCUGUCUCUUCUGUCUCCCACCAGAUAUCGGAGAACUUCUACUGCGAUCUGAACUCAGAGCAAUUUAAAAACUUCUUAAAGCCUCACACUCCUCUUGUGGAUCAGUCCACCUUGGCCAAAUCAGCCAUCUUCUCCAUCACCUACCCCUCCCCAGAUAUCUACCUGGUCAUCAAGGUAAUAAACCAGUCUAUUACCCAUGAGUAGCUACAUGGCUUUAGAUAGUGUCUUCCUACUUCUAGUUUUAUUUUAGGUACUCUGGAAAUCAGUGAUUUCUGCCUUUAAGAGAUCAAUAAUAUUUCUUGCUCUGUUAAAUUUAAAUUCUCUGAAGUCUCAUGCUCUUCCUCUCUGUCUUAUUAGAUUGACAAGGUUCUCCAGCAGGGAGAGAUCAGUGACUGUGCUGAUCCUUACAUGACAUUAAGGGAAUGUGACUCUGCAAAGGUAACACAGCAGAGCAGUCAUUUGUGGCUAAACCACUGAUAAGUUACAGCCUUCAUCAUUGACUUUACUUUGCUUGGCGUCUUUCAGAACAAGGACAAGCUUGAGAAGCUGCGCGGUCAGGCAGAGACGUUCUGCCACAGGCUGGGGCGCUAUCGCAUGCCCUUUGCUUGGGCGACUGUCAGUAUCAUGGAGGUCAUCUCCACCGCUGCUAUAGACAGAGAUGUCACAGACUCUGACAGCUUAAAAGGAGGUUAGUCAGUUCUUCAUCUUUUAUGUGUAUUCAUAUUUUGUGACGUGUGCGCACUAUUGAGCCCAUAAAAUGCUUUGAACCAGGUAAAUCCAGCAGCAUCGACCGGAGAGCACAGUUUCCCAGGAGGAAUUCUGAACGAUACAGCACCAUUGAUGAUCAGUUCUGUAACGUUUCUGCCUUCAAACCUGCCACCAUCACUAUCAGCACCAUCUUCAAACAGGUUGGACGACUAUGUUACCGCAAUCAGACAGUGAAUCUGUGAAAGAAAAAAGUUAAUUCCUUGAGCUACAAGAUACAGUGCUUGAGAAAGACUAGCUGGUGUUUACCGCCUGACCUCAAAAUGCCAUUCCAUCAGGAUUUAGUCAUGUUUCCACCGUAAAUACAUGGCUAUGGAUAAAUCCUGCUAAGUGUGAAAAGCUGACUUUCCUGCUAAACACCCUCUUUGUAUAUCUCUGCAGUGGUUCUGCAGCUGAGUUGUGCAUGUUUUUGCCACCCUAGUAUUUUAAUGUAUGCAAUAAGUACAAACACCCUUUCAUUUAUCCAUGUGUUUGUGUUUGUUUGUAUCAGGAGGGGGACCGGUUGAGCGAUGAGGACUUGCUCAAGUUUUUGUCUGAAAUCAAGAAAACCUCGGCUCCACAGAGGAGAACCAAGAUGAUACCAGGUCAUCUAUUAUCACCUAUCAGCACUCAUUCUGACAUUUUAUCUUAGUUUUAGUUCAAAAGGUAGUUCUGCUAGGAUUUGUACCCGUCUUGCAUCCAGUGGACAGGAUUGAUUAAUUGUGAAAACUGAUAAUAUAAGUCUUGAGCAAGCAGCCUGUUAGGCCAACAUGGACCGAGACUUUGCUCAAACUAGGAAGGGAAAAACACAGAAGGAAGAAAUACCAAGAUGCCUUUCUGGGUGGGUGCAGCAGCUUCCUUGACAAGAAACUGAAGGAACCAGCUUCACCAGAGAAAUAAGAAACAGCCUCGCACACAAUGCUUCCUCAAGACAACAACAUGUUACUACAAAAUAUAAAACCUAAUGUAUUUAUAGCAAGUGGGGUUGAGAAGAUUUGUGAAUUUCGUACUAAAUUCAGUGACUUCAAUCUUGUUGUUUUGCUCUCAGCAAGAAAGAAACGUUAAGAAUUAGAUUUUUAAGAUGGCUCUUUUUUUCUGACUGAUUUGAAAACUUUGAAUUAAAAUAAGAGCCAUCAUGCCAUUUGUUCAUAAUUUGGAAAUUACACUUCUUUUUGUCAUUUCAGGUUUCAUCAAACUGGAUAUGUCCCCAGUCCAUGACACACCAGUGGCAUGUUUGUCAACUGAACUCAUCCCUCUGAUACCUAUGGCUGAGAAGAAUAUCCGGCCAGUCAAAGAGGUGCUGGAGUUCCCAUCCAGCGAAGUUUAUGUCCCUCACAACAUUUACAGGUGGGAUACAGCGCUCAAUUAUUCAUUUAUCGUCAUGACAUUUUCCCUCCAAAACUCCCUGAAACAACGACAGGAGAAAAAAGGAUUUUCUGUACUUUUCUAAUCAAAGGUGACAGAUUGUUAGAAAGGAAAACUGCUGAUAGCACAACAUGACGUAAUACAAACAAGGAGCUGAAAAGCGAAUGAUUCACGGUUUGAGGCGUAAACAGGUUUGCUUGCUCUCACAGAGAGCUUUUUUCUCUUAAAGGCCAGAAGCAACAAAAACAGUCAUGCUGUACUCAUCACUCAAGAGCUGACGCUGCUCUGCGGCUUUGCUCUUUUCAAUGUGGGGACUAUUUUUAGGCUUUUCCUCCCAGCCUACCUGUGAAAUUGCCUCACAGUGUAACAAUGAGACAGCAGCGUUUGUCAGCAGAGGUUUAAAUCAACUCUCCAUUCUAAAUUGGUUUCGCUGGUAGCGAAACAAAUGUGUCUUCAAGUGUGAACAAGUCUCUUGUGUGGUAAUGGCAUACUGACAUUCUCCCAACAUUUGUUCACUGGGAUCUGUAUCCAGAGUUUCAGCAGAGAUUACAAUGUUGUAUUAAAACCACAGGUUGCAGGAAAUUACUGGUUGUUGGGGACUUUUCUGUGACACAACUGUCUCUUCAUUACAAGAGUGAGAUGUUGGUGGACAGACACUGCCAUCUAGUGAUAGAUAAUGGAACCACCUCUUAAUUUAUUUAAAGAGGGGGUUGUGAUCAUUGUUUCAUGUAUUAAUUAAACAGGAAGUGCCCCCUGAACUCUCUCUUUCUCUUUGUCUCUGUAGGAAUCUGCUCUUUGUCUACCCUCAGAGGUUGAACUUUGUCAACAGGCUUACAUCAGCAAGAAACAUCACCAUCAAAAUCCAGUUUAUGAGCGGAGAGGACCCAGCUAGCUGUCUUCCUGUGAGUGUGAUAGAUUGAUAUAUUUAUCGGUUUAAACCUAAUCCCUUCAUGGCAGAGCCAGGUCUAAUUCAAGCCAUAAAUCCUGUACAAUUCACACUAGAAGAGAACUUGUUUAAUAGUCUCAGUAUUCCCGUCUGUCACACAAUUCACAAGUGUUAUUCUCCCGAUAAAACCCCAAACACACAAUGUGGAAUUGAAUUUUAAAGGUUACAUCUGUAGCUUUAGGGAGGACUUGAAAGAAAUCACUUUCUAUUACUGAAAUAACAAAUAAAAUGAUAAAUAAAUCGCAACUGAAUCUAAGGUUAUUGUUUUUUGUUGGCAUUGGUCCUGGUCUGGCAAGAGAGAUUGUUUGUGCUAUCAAAAAGAAUACAGCAGAAAGAAAAAAGAUUUAUGUAACAGAGACAAUUAUAAUCAUGUUUAACCUGUCUCUGAAAACCGGUGUUGUUCCAAGUAUAAUGAAAAUACCCAAGGUCAUACACAUAAACUGUAAAGCAGGGAAUUAAUACAGAUUGUUUUUGCGCUCUUGGUUCUCUGAAAUAUGUUUCUGUUUUUAAAGACUACAGAGACUGGGCGACACAACAGCGGCUGUGUAUUUUCUAUUUAUUACUUAAACCGAAAGUUAAAUGAGAACAAUGAUUUCAUAACCAUUGAAGCACAAAGUAUACAGAAGUAAAAAGACACACUUUUAGAGUAAAAGACAAUUGUGUUAGAUCAACUUAAAACUAUGUGAAGUUAUUUUUAGGGAAAUAUUAUGUUUGUGUGUUUUAAGAGCCAGUUUUUGAGCCUGUUACUGUCACAUCAUUAUGAAAUAGUUAUCCCUGUCAAAGCCAGUACUUAGCAGAUUUUUUAUUAUUGAACUAAAGAAAACCUUUUUCUUUAAUUUUUCUGUUUCUUGUCAUUCUCAGGUCAUUUUUGGGAAGUCAGGUGGCCCUGAGUUUUUAUCAGAAGUCUACACCCCUGUUACCUACCACAACAAGUAAGUACACCUUCCUGAGUUACAUCCUUCUGUCUUUGAAACUCUUCAUCUCCAUGACUCCUUUCUUACUCUCAUGCCCUUUUUUAAAAUCUCCCCCCUUUACUCUUAUCCUCACCCAUCCCUCUCUGGUCCAUGUUUUUCUCUUUGUUACUCUUUUUCUCUCUCUGUCAGGUCUCCAGACUUCUAUGAAGAAGUUAAGCUGGCUCUUCCAGCCCGUCUAACAGAGAGACAUCACCUACUGUUCACUUUUUACCACAUCAGCUGUCAGCAGAAACAGAACCAGGGCAGCUGUGAAACACUCAUCGGCUACUCUGUGAGACUUUGUCCUGCAUUUGUAUAUUUUAGACUCUGGAGUGUUACCUUGGUGACAUUUGCAUCAAACCUAGAGCCCAUUCUCCCAGAACCAUAGCAACAAGAGUGUUAGAUGAAAAGCCAAAACCCAUUUUCACAGCAUGGAACAUUUUCUGAUUGUAAUGUUUCCACUCUUUGUGGUCAUUCUUCACCAGUGGCUGCCCAUGUUGAACAAUGACCAACUUCAGACGGGUCAGUUUUGUCUACCCAUCGCCUUGGAGAGGCUACCUGUCAACUAUUCACUGCACACGCCUGAGGUACACACAUGCAUUAUUCACAUAUCAACAUCAUAUUUGGGUAAAUAAACUGGACAGAUAUACUGUAGUAGGACUAAAGACGGACAUGUAAGACACAGAGUCUUAUCUUCUAUGAUUUUGUUGUGCAGAAACUCCCUCUUCAGGCUCCUCCGGUCAAGUGGAUGGAGAGUCACAAAGGACUUUUUAACCUAGAGAUUCAGGCGGUUUCAUCUGUACACACGCAGGUCAGACACAAACACACAAGCAAACUUGUCGUCUUUUUCUUUUUAUUGCUAACCACUAUGUCUGUCUUGGUUUGUCAUGCACUAAUGUAGACUAAAUGUGACUGCACAUACAUAUACUGCAAGUGUCCACUCUGCUGUAGUAAGACAUCCACCUCGGGGCAAAACAUGAGCCCUGUCGUCUUACAUUUGUUUCUCUGUUUGUGACUAUGUUAUCCUUCUGCUUUUCCUUUAACCGUACUAUUAAAAAAAAAAAAUCCUUCUCUACCAGGAUAACCACUUGGAGCGAUUUUUCACCCUCUGCCACGCCCUGGAGGGAGGAGCCACAUUCCCGCUGCGGGUCAGGGAGGAAAAGAUUCCAGAGAACAAGCUGGAGCAUGAGCUGAAACUCAGCAUCAUCUCCCUGUCGUCAUCAAGUUUAGAGCCUCUGGUCCUCUUCCUCCAUCUAGUGCUGGAUAAACUCUUCACCCUCAUUAUGCAGCCCAUGGUCAUCGCAGGCCAGACAGGUACAGAGUCAUUUUGAAGUCAUUGCUGUUGCUGAAGGAAACACUCGACGCUUUCGGCCUUGAUUUAAAGACCCAUGUGGGUCCAGGAAUUGCAAAUUAGCUCGAGCUAUAAAUGCUGCAGUUUGUGGUAUCAGAUUACCACCUUCAUACUUCUCCCUUUAUUAAUAAAACUUAAAUAAACAAAUAAAUCAUUCAGCAGUUCAAACAUCCCUUUGCUGUUUGUCUAAUAAAUCAAUUUGAGGUUUUUCUUUUUACAGUUUAGUUUUGUGUCACAUUUACGUGGAUGUUUGGCUGUUUUGUUGAUCAAACAAAAAUAUUUCUAGAUGUUAUCUUUGGCUCUCUGGACUCUUGUAUUUUUGACACUUGAUUGACCAAACCUUUGUAGGAUUAUGAUCCAUCUUUUCACUAUGUAAGACAUUAACGUAAUUCAUCUUGCUAUUUGCAGCAACUUCAGAUUUGGGAAUUAACAUCGCAAACUUUACAAAACCCUAAUUUGAAAUUCUUACGAUAAAUUAGAAACUAUAAAAGCUUUUAGCUGACAAGUGCUCACAUAUUUUGUUUACUCUGUAUGGAAAUUACUCCACCAUAUUCCUCCAUGAAAUUGACUAAAUUUAAGUUGGCUUCAUAAACUUUUUACUUGUUUUUUAUCUUUGGAUAAUAAGGCUAGUUUCCUCAUUACAAUGAAUUAAUUUAGUUAGUCUGUAUUAACAGGAAAACUUUUUUUUUGUUAAAACCACCCUGAUAAUAGAUGAAAUGAACUUCUUAUUAGCCUUCAAAUCUGCAUUGAAUAUCAAAGCAACAAGAUAAACAAACUGAGAUCUUAAGAUAAUGACAGUCCAUGGAAUAUUUCUCAUGGGAGUAAAUAAAAGUGUAUGAUGUGCACUUUAGGUUCGAUAAAAGUAAAGUAUCAGUAUUUUUUACAUUCCUGUUGAACAAUGUGCUUUUUUAAAGUGUUGAGUUUUUUGCACAGACAUGUUUUGUUCUUCACUGCCAACUUCAAUUACCUCAUAGAUUUGACUUAUCUUACUGAUCGCUCAAGGCCUGUUUUGAUACGCUUUAAUGUUAUUUAGUUUUUUCAGACUAAAGUGAUUCAUCUUUUUAUUUUGUUGUUACAUUUUGUAUUUAUUGAUAUCAUAGCUGUAAAAUUAUAUCUGUGUCUUUCAGCCAAUCUGGCCCAGAUCGCCUUCGAAUCAGUGGUGUCAAUAGUCAACAGUCUACACAACAGUCAGGAGCUGAUCAGGGACCAGCAGGGCAGAAACAGCCUUUUGGCGACGUACCUUUACUGGGUGUUUCGUCUCCCUGAUCCUCCCUCAGACAUGCAGAAUGCAGGUACUGACCAGUUCAUAAAUCAUUUCUUGCAUUUGUAACUUUUUGCCUUUUAGUUCAUUAUUGUGGUAACUGUAAGAGUUAAGAAUUGUUGUCAAUUAACCUGUGUUAAGGUUCAGCAAGUAUGUUGCCUUCGGCAGAGAGCCGUUACAGCACGAUGGGUCGGGCCACAGCAGCCACAGUGGGCAGUAUGCUUCUUCAGUCCAGAGUCCGCAGCAGCAGCAAUCCUGACAUCCCUGCUCCACACUCCUCUGCUGAAGAUGCUGAGGUCAAAAACAUCCUAAAGGUACAGAGGGUAAACCCUGUCUCUCCACAUCAAGAAAACCUGUAUUUGUGCUAUUUUAAAGGAAAGCUUUCAGACAACCACAUAUAAGUUGAGCAGUUAAUGCUUAAAGAGUGAUAUGUAUUCAUCUGAAAAGUUAAUAACAGAAACAUUUAGUAAAUGUCCCGAAUUUACUGUCAUUUUUGCUGAUGGUUGCACACACUAUGUGACUUAAUGCAAACAGACUUACUGCAGAAUGCAAAACAAAACAUUACCACACUACAUUAGAUGUUGUAAUUGGCCACUGGUUGCCCACUCUAAUGAAUGCAUCAAUCACAAUUAAUGUGUUGGAACCUUUGUGUUCUUGUCUCAGGGCCACAAUAACCCAGGCAGUCGCAUGUCCACAUAUGGAGAAGUGAGCAACCACCAGAGCUCUACAGGAAGCACCAGACCCUCCAACAGGAAGGUAAAACACUUUUAUUGUGUCUAAUUAGGGCUCCCACGCAUUAAUUUCCAGGUCUUAAAAAGUAUGGAAAAUGAAAAAUACAGUAUGGAAAAAUAUUUUUGUUUCCAAACUAUUACCACACUUCUAAAAUACUGUUUUCUAAAAUAGAAAAGUAGGUAUUUUUCCCAAAAUAAAUCUAAAAAGUAGGGUAUGGAAAAGUAUGGAAAUUCCAACUGUGUAGGAACCCUGUGUUUUGGUGUCGCUUUUUCAUGCCCCUUUCUUCUUGGUAUGUUUUGAUGCAGCACAGGUUCAUGAUUGAGUUUUAACAAGAGAUAAAGUGAACUGUUGUAUCAACUAUUUUAUUAUAUCAUUUUCAUACAAGCAUUAGGAUGUUUGUUUGUCAUGCAACACCUGACUGUGACCUAAAUCUCAUAUAUAUUUAGGUUUAGUUUGGUUAGUUUAUUUGUACCACUAGGAAGAUUUAAAUUGAGUAAGUCUGCAUCCUUAUAUACACCCAGUCAACAGCACAAGACUGAGUAUGCAGAGAUUUUUCUAAAUUUGCUGACUGACAAAGAUGAUUUAGAUAGAUAGGAUAGAUAAAUAAAUACUUUAUUAAUCACCACUAGGGGAAAUUCAGUUGUCAUUCAGUAGCAAGUACGGAUGUAAGAAAGACAAUAAAUAUAUAUCAAAAUACUCUAAAAGCCCACAACUUAAACCCCAAAAUAUUUAAAUAAACAAUGAUCAUUAUUUAAACGAAUAGCAGCAGGAAUGAAGGAUCUCCUAAAGCACUCCGUCCUACACCGUACGGAGAGGAGACGCUCAGAUCUGUUGACAUCAGGGUGACAUUAUAGGCUCAGUCUUGUUGCUUUGUUAUUCUUUUUUAGUCUAGAUAGUUCUACCUAUAGUGUUAAAACUGAGUUCAACUGUAAGAUAACAGUGUAUAUUCAACCGUAACAUUCGUAGUGGGUAGAGUAAGUUGUGAAAAAACAACCAAAGUUUGACAUUAAAUACAGCAUCAAAGCAGUUAAACUUUCAGUUUAAUCUCUGUAGCUGCUCAUAAAAGCUAGGCUGAAAUUAAAUUGGAGUGUUAAUUAUAAAACAUUGCAACCCACUCAGAGUUUUGCUGCCUUAAUUUAAUGCUUGAUUUAUAAAUCAAGGUUUGAACUAUCAGUACCCCUGAUAACCAGUAGGUGGGAGUGUUACACUGAAGACACAGAUAUUCUGCUUUAUUCAGAGCUCAGCCAAUAUGUCUAGAUUGAUUUAAAGUGAAGGUCAGAGUAUUAUUACAUGCAUGACUUGAUGAAACACUCUUCAGACUCUUUCCUAACAAAUGGAGGAUUUAUCUCACAGCUGUUUGUGUUGUUUUUCUUUGCAGCAGUUUCAUGAGGAGUUGGCUCUUCAGAUGGUCGUCAGCACCGGGGUCUGCAGAGAGAAUGCGUACAAAUAUGCCUGGUUCUUCUUUGAGCUGCUGGUCAGUGUGUGUGUGUGUGUGUGUGUUUGAAAUAAUAACAAGGGUGUUUACUUUUUGAUUGGCAGUGGAAAAAUGAAAAUUGAGAACUGCUUUGGGUUUAUAUUGUACAUGGAAGUAGAAAUAAAAACAGUACAUGACCUUGUCGACAAGCACUGUUAAAAGGAUAAAUGAUUGUUUUGUUGUUUGAUGGAUAAAACUGCAUUUUCAAGUCAAUCUAGUCUGUAAUUUAGAAAGCUUGUUGACAAUUUAUCACCCUUUUGGAGUUUUUGAAGUGAAUCAUCACUCAUUUUCACCCAAAUCCUUCCAGUAAAUCUCAAUUAUUUAUGUUUCUCCCCUUCAACACCUCACUUACGGGUGCUAAUUUUAAUAUGGCAUCUCAUAAGGCAUCCUUCAUAGCUCAGAUGAAAGCUGAUGUGAUAUAGAGGGAUGAUAAACACUUUUUUACAUCAGCUCCUCUCCUCGUCUGUCAGGUUUCUUGACAGAUUAUUGACUCACAUCCAUAUUCAUCACUCUCACUUUCAAUUGACAUUCAUUACUGCGGUAUCUACUCUUGCUUUUAUCUGAUUUUCAUUUGUUUUGCGUGUCCGUGCGUGUUUUGUCGUGUGACGGCUUUAACAGGUGAAAAGCAUGGCUCAGCAUGUGUCUCAUCUGGACAAGCACAGCGUCCCUCGAAGGAGCCGCUUCUCGGAUCGAUUUAAGGAUGACAUCACCACCAUUGUCUCUGUGGUUACAGCUGAGAUUGGGACAAUCCUUGUCAAGCAACAUAAGGUAAUGUGACCUUAACUAUAACUUAGGCUCAUCCUUUACCCUACACUGUGUUUUUGUGCCUCCUUUUCUCCUUGUUUUGGUGCAGCAGAGGCAGUUUCAUCCUGAGCGUACAUGUUGUCAGUGUCCUCCAAACAACAGGGGAGAUGGAGGUGCUAAUUAUAUUUGCCUCUGCGGUAUCAAAAGCUCAGCUUUCACGGCUAUUUGCUUGGCAAGAUCCACUCAGUGUGGCUUACUGAUUGCUCUUUGUUGGUUGUUGUUGUUUUAGGAGGUAGAGCAAGCAGAGAAAGUCAACAUCAGUCUGGCCUUCUUCCUCUACGACCUGCUGUCUCUCAUGGACCGGGGAUUUGUCUUUCAGCUGGUGAAAAACUACUGCAACCAGGUAUAAAUACUUUAAACAACACAUGUAAUGAGCCUGAUUAAAAUUAGGACUGUUUUAAGACAUUUCAAGAGAUAACUGUGAUGUUUCUUUAUUUUUGGUCCUCUACUUCUGUCUAGAUGUCAGCUAAGAGUGUGUCACUGCCAACACUGAUCAGCAUGCGUCUGGAGUUUCUGCGAAUCUUGUGCAGUCAUGAGCACUACCUCAACUUGAGCCUCUUCUUCAGCAGCCCUGCCUCUGCUCCAGCCUCACCAUGUCCCUCCAUCUCCUCACAGGUCUGCACAAUCAUCUGUCAAAUUUUUCUAUGUAUUUGUGUUUAUAUUUCAGGCAUGAGGGUGAUUUUUGUCUUCAUUGUUGAUAAGUACUUUAUUCUAUUAUUUGGCCAUUUAAGGGCAGCACAGGGAAACACAAAUACAGCAACUGCUACCUCAGAAAGAACAACAAAUAUGGAGAUCAAAAUGUAUAAAAAGAGUUAUUUAAGACGUGCUUUUCCUCACACUGAGAUAAAAAUCACCCUUUGGCUCAUAACCCUCUCAUUCAAUCUGUCAUGCUUUCAUUUCAUAUUCUUAUUCAGAGUUCAGGCUCCAUCGGUUACCAGGAGCAGCAGAGGAUCUUGGCGCUGUUUGAGCUUUCUCAGGAGUUCAAGCAGCAGCACUACCUCACUGGCCUCCUGCUGACAGAGCUCAGUGCUGCUCUGGACAUGGAGUCAGAGGGGUAUGGAAACACAAACACCUUCAAAUUGUUACUCAUACAGUAUGAUGUUGUUCUAAAAAAGCAAUCUUUUAAGUUUCCCACAUUGCUGAUAAAAAAAGUCAAACUUGGACUUGAAAUAUGAAGGCCUGCCAAUAGUGUUUUGCAAGCACAUACUGAAAGUGUUCUAGCUCAGUGUUCAGUUCUCACAGAUUACAAUGAGCUAGUUUGCAUUCAUAGUUCAUUUUGAAAAACUUUGAACUGAGUUCAUGGUGCAAAAUACAAUCCUGUUAUUGACUGAUCACUUCAGGAAUUUAAAUUGCUUUGUUUUUUUUUUUGUUUUUUUUUCACAGCGGAAAGGUCCAGAGAAAGGCCAUCAAUGCAAUUUACAGCCUUCUGUGUUCCCAUGAUCUUGACCAUCGCUGUAUCAAAACAGAGGUCAGAGCCAAGAUGGCGACUCUCUACCUCCCCCUCGUAGGGAUAAUCAUCGACUCCACCAACUAUCUCGACUUCACUGGUAAUUCUACAAACCCACUCACAGCCACCCUGAAAUGUAAACUGUGUAUGCCCCUUUUGAAAAAUAGCAUAUAAAGUCCUUUAAAUUGUGGUCAUUUAUCUCCUAGACAUAUACAGCCCAUAUAGACUGUAAAUCAAGACAGAAUGAACUCAUCAACAGAAUACCGGGCCUGAACUUUAUAUUUUUGACAUUUUUGCAAACUUAAAAGAAAAAAAAAAACGGAAAAUGUACUCACCCUCGAAGGCGGUACAAGAAGGACUUUCCAAAAACAAUAAAUAGACUUAUAAAAAUAACCCCACUGAAUCAUCACUGGAAGCCCUGACUAGAUGUGUGAUCCUGACCCUUCCCCCUGCCUGUGCUCGCUCUGAUUUUGCUGCUUUGUUUAACUACUUGCCCCCCAGCCUUAACAGAGCACAUUGUAAAAGGAUGGGAUGUGCCAGGUACCAGACUGCGGGUGCUAAUUUAUGAGGAAGCUACUGGUGUCAUCAAACUUGGAAAGAGCUAAAUCUGAAUGCAUUGUUAGCAGACUUAUGUUCUGCCCUAAGCUUUUGAUUUUAUGUUUCACUUGUGACCUGUGAGUGAGUUCUAUUGUAUUUGCAUAAUGGACUCAGAGGAGGCUGAUCUUUUGCAUGAACUAAUGAAUAUAUAACAAUUACUAACAGUUUGUUUUGAUCAAAUUGUAUUUAAUCUACCUGUUUCCUUUUAUAUCUUUGUAAUGUGUCCUGUGAUAUACUUUCUGGAGUGUGAGGAGUAGUCUGUUGUUCGACACUUUGAAGUGCUGAAAAGUUUUUUUUAUCUUUCUUAAUUUUAACUCUGUGCGCUCUCACUCUUUCCUCUUCAAUUUUACAUACCUGACCGCUUAUUUCUCUGUAGUUUCUGACACACGCGGCGGGAAAAACAAGACAGGUGGACCCGAGGAUGACCUUGAAAAUGUCCCACCCAUCAAUCAGUCUGUUGCCAUGGCAAUCGCCGGGAAUCCCUUCAACACGCUGGGACGGAAUGUUCUUGUUUCCAUGGCAUCAAUGGUAAAAUUCUGGUAUUAUUACUUAACAUUAAGAUUGUAUCGAACCGCAGUCGGUUUGAUUGUUUUAAAAAGUUCAAAAGUGCAUUAGUGUGUGUGUUUGUGGUUGUGUGUGUGUGUGUGUGUGUGUGUGUGUGUGUGUGUGUGUGUGAAAGUAUUCUGCCUCCUAACAGGUGAGCUGCACUGAGGCAGAUUGAUUAGCUGUCAGUGCCACACACACACUUCAUCCAUCCUGAAAAAUCACACCCACACAUACACUCAUCCACACACACAUGUCUGUUGGAGAUGGUUUAUGGGUAGGAAUUGCCAUCAUAAGUGAACAGGGCCGUCCCUCCCUGACAAACAGAUCCAUCAAGUGUAGCUACAGCAACAACACAAGCAACAUUAAAAAAACUCAACACUGCCUUUCUAUUCCUCCUUUUUUCGCUUCUUUCCAGGAGAUGAAUCAGUUCCUUCUCUGUUGUAACAUGAAAUACUGUUGUGGAAAAACUGAUUUUUACAGAGCUGAGCCGUCACCUGGUAUCCAUCACAGAUCCAAACAUGGCUGCCAGAACGCUUGCUCUUCAUUUUCAUGCUGAUCCCCUUCAAACAAUGUUUGACUCUUUUACUCAUAGCAACAGACAUGGUUUUUCAUAUGGAGCAUAUUUUACAAAUAAACAAGUAAUGGCUUGGAUUACAUCCUACAAAUUUUUGGAGGCUUGGUUCUGGUGAGCUUCACUCAGUCCUGCUGUGAAACAGAGAGCUGGAAACCAGGUUCUAGGUGGGACACUCAGAGCACUCAGAGGUUAAUGGGUACAUUUAUCAAAGCUGCCACACAGUGAAGCAGCAGUAGCUCUCUGAAGUAGUGAUUCAUCAUCACAGAAAUGAAGGUGAAUUAAUCUGCAAUAGAUUUAACACCUAUUAAAAUGGGCUGGGGAACAUACUUCAGUUAAGCAGGUUUGGUGCCCGUUGUUUGUGGUUUACUGAAGCUUGUGAUGAUACAGUUCGUUCAUUUGAUACACUAGUUGUUUAUUCGGGGUAACUCAAUGACCAGAGCAGCACACUGCAGCAGUGUUUGAUAGUCAAAUGGGCUCUUGUUGGUUCAGAUUUCUUUUUCAGAAUGUUAUUAUUGCACAAGGGUAGAUGCAUGUAUGAAAAGGGGGAGGGUCUCUUAUGCUGCAUUAAACCAUAUCUCAUUGCACAUUCACCUCCUUCCUCUCUCCUCCUCUCAGCAAAGUAAAUCCAUAGCCGCCCUGGCAGCAGACACCAGUCGCCACCUGUUGGUGUGUUUCCUGUGGGUGAUGAAGAACGCUGACAGGAGUUUGAUUCAGCGCUGGACCGUAGACAUGCCUCCCUCACAGCUAAACAAGCUGCUGGAGCUCCUUACUAUCUGUGUGUCCUGUUUUGAGUACCGGGUCAGUUUGCACAUUAUUACGCUAGUUUUCUUAUCAGUGCAGUCAUUUCAAUUCUGUAUCUGUUGUUUAUAUAAAUACAGAUGGAGACGUAUGCGUUUGUAUGUUUUUAUUCUGCAGCUGCAUUUAUCAGAUAAAACCUAGGGAUAAAGGCAGAGCAUUUUGUAUGUAAUAUUAAAACUGUUUGUUGUUUAUUUUUGUGAAUUUUUGUUGGUGUGUUUGUAGGGCAAGCAAAGCAGUGACAAAGUGAGCACCCAGGCCUUACAAAAAUCCCAGCAGGCUAAGCUGCAACUGGAAGAAGCCCUGCUGAGAGGGAUGGGCGCCCGAGGGGAAAUGAUGAAACGGGUUGGAGGUAUUGGAGGUAGUGUAUGUCCCUGCACUUUAACAGCUGCCUUUUAUUUGCAAGAUUUUUCUACUGUCAGAUUAAUAUUAGAGUUUUCUGCAAAUGUAAAAAUUUUUAACAUGACCUAUCCCCCAAACUAGCGAACACUCACUUUUUUAAAAAUGUAUCAGUAUCUUAGAAGUGUGCAGUCAGCAAGUCGCUGUAAGAACCAAUUUCAUAUCACCAAGUCUUUGCUGUGGCACUUCAGUGUUCCUGCAAUAGUCAGGAGUUUCAUGCAUCCUAUAUGUGCUCUAUGUGCAGUUUUUAAACAUGAUUGUACUCCAUCGUGUAUUGACUCCAAGUAGGUAAAUGAGAAAAUGCAGCUCUUCCUUUUCCCAUUUUUUGAAAAACAAAUAAAUCAAUUUUGACACAGAUUACACUUGUGUCCUUUAAAUCUCAAUUUCUCUCUUUGCACUAUGAUAAUUUGCCUCAUUUGUUUCUGCAUAUGUUUCAUUUCUGUGGUUUUGUACUUUUUGUGCACUGAAAUAAAUGCAUUUUUGUAAGAUUUUCAAUAUUUACUCCUCACAGGAAUGGACAGGACUAUGGGCCAGAGGGAAAACCUACGAUGGAGGAAAGACCUCACUCAGUGGAGACAGACCAACGAAAGACAGGAUAAGUAAGUCGCAAGUAUUUGUUUAGUCUUUUGUCUGUUACUUUGCCUCUCUUCUGUUAUUUUGAUUUUUUGGUGUCGUUUUUAUUCCACAUCCACUCUGUCUCAGGACUAAAGCCGAGUUGGACCAGGAAGCUCUGAUCAGUGGUAACUUAGCCACAGAGGCUAACCUUAUUGUGCUGGACCUGCUGGAAACCAUCGUGCAGGUGAGAACACUGACCUCAAAACUAUUGCUCCAUCUUAAGACAAACUAUGUCUAAAAUGUUCAAAAAUUGAAAAUCUAGAACGCAGCCCUUUUUAGAAAUUGGACAUUUUGUACUGGAUGCACUACAUUGUAAUUUGUGUAAGGGAACAUGUAAAAUAGCGACGUUCUAAAGCAACUCAUCUCCUCAUCAUUUAAACGGACAAUUAAUUCCGACUGAGUCACUAGUCUAAAAUGACAUUUUGUACUUUAUUUGAAAACACUCUGAACUGGGCUCAAUUUAUCUAACAUGACUAAAUAAAGAAUCAAUUAGUCUGUUGCUGAACAUACCUGUGCUAGUCAUGUGUUUCUUCCAUGCAUUCAUGGGGUUAUAGGAAUCUGUCAUCUGUGCUUGUUUAUAUGCUGGUAGUAGAGCAUUACAGGAUUGUGGCAGUAGCUGUUAAAAAGUCUGCACUACAGCUCGGAUAAGACUUUGACUGGCAUGUAAAACUCACAAUAAUGAAAACCUCAUUAAUCAAUCGAUAAUACUGAGUGAGGGUGAUGACGUUUUAUCACGCAGUCGACUUAAGGUGCACAUUAUUUUUCAAAAUAUGAGAUAAAUUUGUGAUCUUUUAGAAAGUUUCUGAAAAUCAAUCCAUUCCUUCACACAGUCAGUUUUGGAAAUUGAAUAUGGUCUCAGACCCAGCUUGUAUCUUUUAAAUGAUGGAUUGGACCUUCAGUUGGACUGGAAAAAAUGCAGGAUAUUAGUCAUAAUCACAUAUUUUGCUAAGAAAUGUAUACUUUUACUUUGGAAAGAAGAUUUCCUGUCACCUUGUAAGUUCUUCGUGGAUCAAAUGUCAGCGUUUUUACCACUGGAAAAAUUAACCUUGGAAAAAUACAAUUGUGGUCAUAUCUUUCAAGAUUUUUGGUCUCCAUUAUUUUCAAAAUUGGAGAAUUUCUUUAAGAGGGACCACAGAUUAUUUGUAAUUAAGUAGGUAUGCAUUUGUAUAUUUGCAUGCUUAUGAAUAUCUUCAUACAUAGCCUAUAUGUAUACACAUUUGGAUAGAGUUUGUUGAUGUCAUAGUUGUUUUUACUGUUAUUUAUGUUUAUUUACUUAUUUUUCUUAUUUUGUUUCUCUUUAAUGUCCUUGUCUGAUUCUGUACUCUUCAUUUAUUUAUUUAUAUGUACCUAUAUUUUUUUUCUUUCUGUUCUGUAUCCCCAUGGGAAUAAUGGGGAGGGUAGGAAAUAAUGUGGUGUAAUACCAGUCUGAAGCAUCUGCAGGUGUAACCAUUUCUGUAAUUUCUCAUCCCUCACCCAUUCAGGCACUGCCAUUGGCUGACUGUAAGGACAGCGUGGUUGGUGGGGUGUUGAAGGUGUUACUCCACUCUCUCACCUGCAACCAGAGCACCACUUUCCUCUCUCACACCUUCAGCACACUCAGGGCUCUUGUUGUCAAGGUACUUUCAAACUGAUGUGUAUGUGAGCUUUGUGAAAAUUCAGUAGACGAUAUGUGUGGGCGGAUGUGUCCUUUUAUAAACAGACUCUAUCUGAGUCUAUAUUAAAUGUUCUCAUUAGCCUGUGGGGGUAGCAAACUGCUGAUCCAAGAGUAGUUGUAUAAAUGUGUGUACGUCUAAGUAUAUCACUGCGUGUGUCUGAAUUUAUGUGUCUGUAUGUGUGUGUGUGUGUGCGUUUUUUAUGUAGUUUGGGGACUUGCUGUUUGAGGAGGAGGCAGAACAGUGUGCAGACCUGUGCCAGAAGGUGCUCCAGUACUGCAGCAGUCCUGUCGACGAGAACAGGAGCCAAGCCUGUGCUACCCUCUACCUCAUCAUGAGAUACAGCUACAGCAAUGCCAGCGUAAGCAUACAGUAACAUCACACACCAAAUCUUCUGUAUACGCUCCGAAAGGUUGCAACCCCCAUAGAUUUACCCACAGAAAGCAAAUGUCAGGCGUGUGUUACCUUUCUGUCAGAUAAAACCUUAUCUAACAUCGGAGCCUGCUGCAGAAAUUGCAUUGAUGUCAGGCUAAAUUGGAUUUAAGUGCACAUGAGAGCACCGAAUUGCUUAUGAUGCAUGUUCUCAUGAACACACACACAGAAGCAGGAUGUCACACACAUCUUAUCCCAUCUUCUCUCCACUUUUCCUCUCCCGCUCAGCUUUAAUGUCUUUUCCAUGUCUAUUUUGAGCGUGCCGCAGAAACUUUCUGCUGAAGGAUGUGUCUCUGAGAAGAGAGCAGAGAGAUAUGUCACUGUCUGCUUCGCCAUGUUCCUACCCCUCUUUAACUAAUGACAGCCAGACCUCUAUGUGUGUGUGUGUCUUUGUGUGUGUGUGUGAGAGAGAGAGAGAGAGAGAAAGAGAGAGAGAGCAUGCAUUUAGGUACAUACAGUAUGUGUGAGUGUGCGAGUGUAUGCGCCUAAAGGGCAGAGAGGAGAAGAGGGAGGGAAUGCAGAAAGGAGGAAAUCAGGAUGAAGAUAGAGGAGUGUUUUUGCCAGAGGUAAAGCAGUGAUGGAGGGAUGAGAUUUAAAAGAGACAGAUCAGAAGGGAGGGAGGUUUAGGAUAGAGUUUCUUCUUUCAGUUUCUCUGCUAGUUCGAUAAGUGCUUCUGCAGCCGAUAUUUCCUGUGUUUACAGUCUGUACACUUUAAUGAAAGUCAGACACCAGCCCGUGCAGCAGCGCACUCACACACACACACACACACACACACACACACACACACACACACACACACACACACACACACACACUCUUACAGUGUCUCCAGUCAGAGAGCACUUCCAUCUGCGUGUCCCAGCGUUUUGUUUGUUUAUUCGCUGUACACAGAGGAAGCUGUGAUCUGAAUUAGCGUAGCGGGCCUGUGACUCAUUCAUACAGAACUUACUCUCUACCUCUUCUUUUGUUUAUGUUUUUAUCCCUCCGUCCACCCGCGCCUUAGCCUUUGUGUGUCAUACACGCAUUUUUCCUCUCCAUCGUUUACUUUCAUUUUAGAUUGUGGUAAAAAAAAUAAAAUAAAAAAAAAGGAAAAAAAAAAACUGCCUUUGUCCUCUGACAUUGAACCAUCUACAAAACAAGAAAACUGAUACCUGUGGUUGGAACAAAUCCACUGAAGUCAUUGAAAGGUUGGCUAGAAGGCAAGAGGAAAAGGGGCAGCAGAGGAAGAAAGGAGAGAGAGAGAAAGUCAAGGAGGGUUAUGUGUUGACUUAGGCAAUCAUUUAGGCUACUUUUUAGUACACACACACUCACACACGUACGCCCUGAGUUAGAGGGCAGUGAUGGGUGGUUAGGCCCUGGCUCCAUGCUCAGUUGAACAGAAUGGGGCCGUAGAGAUGAUCCAUGGGUGAUUAUGUCUCUGCUAAUGGGAGAUCAUUUCCCGCUUAGCUGGUCAUGCCGGAGAUAGAUGGGACAUCACAAAUACACCAGCACACACACUCUUUCUCUCUCUCACUCACUCACUCACUCACUCACACACACACACACAUGCACACACACACACACAGUCCUCGCUGCAGAGGAUGGAGGAGUGUUUGUCAGGCCUGUUAUCUUUGACAGGUAGUGUGAAGGAUGAAGUGAAAAGGAUGGGAGGGGGUAAGGGACAAAAACGGAGAUGAAUAAACACAAAGACAGCUUACCAAUAUUAGCAUUGCCCAUUAUCUUUUUUCAAUUGUAAAAUAACACAGCUGCUGCGGCUCCAUGUAUUUAGAACAAACAAAAGAAGAAGAGGCAAAGUUUUUUUUUCUUUUUUUCCCAGAGACAACACUGUAUGUAGCAGCCAUUUGUCUGAAAAAUCUAAAUCAAAUUUAAAGCAGACAUAAUCAAACAUUAUCAAAGGGCCACUGAUGCACUGUGUGGAUGUAGUGUACGAAGACAUUGUAUUCAUCACAUUGUUUGUGCAAGAGUUCUGUGUUUUUAGAGAUUUAUUUUCCAAAACCAAUCAAGCAAACAAAAAGAACCAAGAGGACCAUAGCUCCUCCUGCUUCUCUUGUGCUAGUUUUAAACCAUAGACCCACUCAGGUGCAUGUUGAUCCACUGUCUGCCUGCCUACAGUAAGUUACUAUAGGUACCAACAUUGUUACCUAAAUGGCCAAGAACCAAAUCUUAACAUGUUUAGAGUUAUAACCAAACGGAUUGCAAAAGAAACUAUUUCAAAUAAUCUAGUGUAAAUUAAGUAGAUUGAAUAUAAUCUAAUAGUUCCCAUACAUGGUUUGAGUUGGUGAUUUUCAUUACACUAUAGAUCCAACACAGUGUGAGUUGUCUGUCUCUCUAUGUGGCCCUGCAAUUGACUGGCGACCAAUUCAGGGUGUACCCCGCCUCUUGCCCGAUGACAGCUGGGAUAGACUCCAGCCCACCCGCGACCUCGGAAGGGAUAAGCGAUAUAGAAGAUGAAUGAAUAUAGGUCCAACACUUUGAUGAGCACAACCAAAUGCCAUUUACAACUAUUUGUUAAUUUCAUUCUAAAUGAAAUUUAUUUUAUCAUUUUGUUAUGCUCUUUAAUGAACAGAGGUAUAAAAAAAAAAAGAGUGGUUAUUUUAAUUGUAACAAAACAACAUUUUUAUAAUGAAAAUCAAUGAGUGAAUCAAUGAAUAUUAAGAUGUCAAAAAUCUUGUGAUAUUGCCAUGAGGUUGUAAGCCCAACCCAGAUCCACCUUCUGUCUGUGUUUACACAGGCUGAGGGUUAAUAAAUCAGCAUUUUUAACAUGGUGCCUUACACAGUUUGAAUUUCCAUACUUUUCCAUACUCUACUUUUUAGAGUUAUUUUUGGAAAUACCUACUUUUCUAUUGUAGAAAACAGUAUUUUAUAACCGUGAUAAUAUAGCCUGUUAACAUAAAUAUUUUUCCAUAUAUACUUUAUUUUUCAUUUACCAUACUUUUUAAGACCUGGAAAUUGAUCAAAUUACUUCCAUACUUUCCACACUUGCGUAGGAACCUUGUUACAUCAUUGAGCUUCAAUACGUCUCUCCAGAAACCAGCAGCCGACUUUACAGAGACUGUGCCUGAGUUUUAUGCAGCAUGCAAAUGUCAGUAGAUUUUUUGCAUGCAUGCAGAAAUGCUAAUGCUUUAACACCAACCCACAUGGAGCAUCCUGUCUGGAUUUACACCAUGGAUUAUGGUUGCUUGCACAGACUUAUCAAAGAUUUGUUUUUAGUCCUUAUCACAAGUAAUCUGUCAAUCCCUUGCCUUAAGUUAUAUUAUAUGCCAUAUCUCAUGACUCUCAUGAAUUAUUGACCAGACAGAGUGCUUUGGGGAUUACGCGCUGAAAUUUGGCGCUCUCUAAUAAAAAGCCUCUUCUGUCAAAGUUAAUAAAAGCUCUGGGAAUAUUGUCAUUUUUAUGGUAGCUAGGCGUUUUAAAAGUAAGUGUAGUUAGAAAGGCACAGACGAGGGAUUGUUCAAAUCAUUGCAAGCUGCAUUUGUCCGUUAAAUGUUAGUUUGCUUUGUCUAGCCAUUUUAAUUGAUCACUUUUUACUCAAGCUGACAGGCAAAUGAAAGUUCUUUAUAUUUGAGGUUAAUUGAGUGAUGAGAUCCUACUUUACUGUGCUGCAUCAGAGAAAAAAGGAAUGAUCCUUAUUGCAUGAUGAAUGCUGCUGAAAUUACAGUCUCUGGUAUUCACUGUGGCUCUCUCUGUCAUGAUCAGAAUUUCUCCAGAGUGAAGAUGCAAGUCACCAUGUCUCUGGCCUCGCUCGUGGGUAAAUCAUCAGACUUCCAGGAGGAGUACUUACGGCGUUCUCUCCGCACCAUCCUGGCCUACGCUGAAGAGGACACUGAGAUGCAGAGCACUCAGCUGCCCUCACAGGUAUACAGCCGCACACAAACUGCAUCAUAUGGCUGAUGGUAAAAGCAUUCACAGCUCAUGCCUGCCUGUGUUUGUAUUUUCAGGUGGAUGAACUUCUCAGAAACCUUAACAGUAUUUUAUCAGACACCGUGAAAAUGAGAGAGUUCCAGGAAGAUCCAGAGAUGCUCAUGGACCUCAUGUACAGGUUAGAUACACACACACACAAAAAAAAAAUCUGUAUGUAAAGUCUGCCUUAAAGUCUUUUUCUGUCUGUCUCUGAAUAUAAUCCUGCUCUCCUCUCUCUCAUCAUCCUGUGGCUCCUCUCUAUGUUGUGCUGCUGGUUCCUAUUUCACUGUGGUCUGGGCUGUUUUGCCUCUAUUUGCUGCCCUCACUAUGGAAACCAUGUGGUAGCAGUUUAGUCUUCUGAUCUGGCUUUGUGUAUAUGCAAAUGCAAACAGCGUGUGUCUGUAGAAUCAUGUGUAAGAACAUGAAGGGGAAACACUGAGACAGAGAGAGCAUACAUGUGCUGUGUGUUGAUUUAGGCUCUUUAGCUCAACUUGCUCUAAUGUCACCUACACGUGUCAUUUAUCACGCACCUUUCUGUUUGGGGUUUCGAUCCUCAGUGUUUGACAGCUUCACAGAGCGACCUGUGGGCUUUUUAUUCUCACCUAGACUCACCUCGAGCUCCCAAACACACAGGUCAUUGAUGCACACACAUUUGGCCUCCAGAUGCUUGAAUACAUUUGUAAGUAUAGUAUACUGAUUCACCUACUGAAAACAUAAAUUCAUUCAGACUGUGUUGAAUUUAUCCCCAUGUUGUCAUGCUCAUGGUUAUUCAUACGGUCCAAGGACAGGAAAACAUUUUCCAUAUUCAGAGUUUCCAGAAAAACAGGGUUUGAGAAUUGAAUUGUAUGUGGGUGACUUAUGUAUAUUUGCCGCAUUAGGCCUGCUAACUGUGUGGUCGAAGCUUUUGCUGUGACAGCACCCUAACACUGGAACAGUUUCCCCCUCUACUUUUACUCAACAGAAAUUUAAAACCACUUUUAAAUCCACUUCCAGGAUGCAUUUUUGCAGACUUGUUUUUUGAUAACCACAUUUUUAUAAUGAGCCAACUUUACGAUCCUUUUUGUUGCUUUUCUCGAUGUCAACCAUUGUCUCUUUAACUUGUUUCUGCUUAAAUAGUGUGCUUGCCUUUUGCUAAGUGUGCAAACUUUUAUUGGUUGUCUCUUUUAACUUUUUUGAAAGGUCUUUGUGCUUCUGCCCCACAAAUAAAUAAAAUAAACACCAAAAGUAGUAUGAUAGACAUAAUAAUCACAGUAAAUCUGGCACGGACCAUGACAUGCAAUGCACUACUAUUAUGUACAAAAAGGAUUAGGGCCACAUGAGGAGAAAAAAAAAAUAUUGGAAGGAGAUUAAAGAAGAAAUUUCAAGACUAAAGUCGAUAUUUCGAGAUUUAAAAUAAUAAAAAUUAAACCAUAAAGUCAAAAUUUUGAGAUUAAAAAUUGAAAUUUUGAGAUUAAGGUCAAAAUUGCAACAUUUAAAAAUAUCAGUUAUGUCCAUAUAGUCGAAAUUUCGAAAUUAAAAAAUGUUGUAAAUAAUGUUAAAAUUUCAAGAUUAAAAUCUCAGAAUUUUGACUUUAUUAUGAAAAUUCGAUUUUUUUAAUCUUGAAAUUUCGACUUUAAUGUCAAAUUUUGCCGUUUCAUCACGACUUUUUAAAAUUUCGACUUUAAUCUCGAAAUAGAAAUUUUAAAAAAAAUCUCUACUUGUGGCCCUAAUCCUCUUUCGUAUGAAUGCAGAAAAGCAUGAGAGUGGAAGAAAUUAAUAAAAACAUCAAAGGAUGAUUGAUUAUGAAUAGCCAGAAGAAUCCCUAAUUAGUCUCAAGUUCAAGUUCAAGUCUCAAGUUUGGUAAGUCUGUCGUUAAAGCUACUGUAAAGAGUAUCUUGUUGGUUAGGAAACUGACUGAAAUGUAUAUUGAUGCCUUGUUAUGAGCUACAAGCGCAAAUGAAACCAUCAGCAUUUGGACUGGGUAUUUCCAAAAAUGUAAUUUCUUGCACCUUAAAUCGCUGCAGCAGAGUAGGUGAUAGACAAAGAGAUUUCUAAACCACUGCAGAAACACCCUUCGUAAAAAAGAUGCAUACAUGCUUAACUGUGAAGUAUACAACAUGUUUGACUGUUGAAGAAAGAUGUGUUACAAUUUUGUGUCAGAAACCACAACCCACAAAUGUACAGGACAUAAUCAGCCAUGUCUGCAGGGGGUGCAAAUAUCAACACAAACACAAACACAAAGUUCCUCACAGGAGCUUUUUAAAAGGUUAUUCAUGUAAAUAGUUUAAAAAUACUUGCAGUUUUUUUCUCGAGCCCCUUGCCAAAGCAUAUUGGCAUAGAGAUAAUGCAGUCAUCAAAUUCAUCAUUUCUCUGGAAAACUUGCUCGACAGUUCUCUACUUGGGUGGCUUUGAAACUCAGAUACCCCUGUGUGCAACCUUGGUGCUUUUGUGAAGUUUGGCACAUUUCUCAGCCUCCUGUUCAUGAUGUAUUUAUUGUCUCAAAGCGUUUCUCUGCUGCUCUCUCAGCCAAGUCUCUCCUCAUAAAUGGAUCUCAAUCUCAAUGAGAUGUUUACAUGGUUGAAUAAGGGAAAGAAAAACCGAAAAAAACAACAAUCGCCUUGUUUUCUUCUUCUCCUUAGGAUCGCGAAAGGCUACCAGACGUCUCCUGACCUUCGACUGACCUGGCUGCAGAACAUGGCAGAGAAACAUAACAACCGGAAGUGCUACACUGAGUCAGCCAUGUGUCUGGUCCACGCUGCUGCCCUUGUGGCCGAGUAUCUCAGCAUGCUUGAAGAUCACAAGUACCUGCCUGUUGGCAGCGUCACCUUUCAGGUAGAGAACACAAACACAGAUAUGCACACCAUAUUAGCGUGAAACUGAUAAUAAACACAUGCUCAGAAAGGGAAACGGAGCAUUGAUAGACACACAGAAUAACCGUUCAUUGUUUGUUGUGACUGCUGGUUGUUUAGUUGAACUGAGGCAAACCCUUUGCUGCACAAUACACAACAUCACACAUCUCCCCAUGGACUAUUUCCAAAUUUGGUUGCGUGUGUCCAGAGGAGGGAGCUGUGCACUCAUAACGUCAACAUAUAAAUAUGGUCCCCUGAUAGCACAGCUUAACUCACAGCCUUUGAAGACGAAGGAGGGGAAAAGGCAAAUGUGCUCCUGCGGGAUCAUAUGAACAGACUGUUCCCUUGAGCUGAGCACAAACAGUUAGCACAGUUACUAUGACGACAGUGUUAUCGAUGAGCUGUGUCGCUUACAGGACCUCUGUGGUGCUUUGGUACAGGACCCUUUAACCUGCAGCAGUUGGCAGGUCAUUGAUUGGAUGGCCAUUAAAUUAGUUCCACUUCCCACUGUAGGACAUCUCCUUUUAAAGUCAGCCUUCAGAUUGAUUAUCUGAUUAAGAGGACUAAUUGAUCGAUUAGCUGACUUUUUCUCCUCAGAACAUCUCUCCCAAUGUGCUGGAAGAGUCCGCGGUGUCAGAUGACAUCCUGUCCCCUGACGAAGACGGGGUGUGUUCAGGACGCUACUUCACAGAGAGCGGCCUGGUGGGACUGCUGGAGCAGGCGGCUGAGCUGUUCAGCAAUGUGAGACAAUGACGCUGCAGUGAGAUUUGAGUGUUUUGUGUCAGCACAGGAACAUGUAGAUACAUCCCAGAUUCAUACCAGACAAUCGUUUAUCCAAAAUAGUUAGUUUUCUUAUUACAAGUUCAAAUGACAGCAUACACUAAAAGUAGUUUGAUUUUCUCAGCCCUCUGCAUAUAUUGCAUCAUUUUUUAUAUAUAUAAGUUAGUAAUAAAUAACAAAUGAGUGCUGUUUUGAAUGAGUUAAGAAAAAACAUUUUCUUUGAUGCCUAUCUCUGUAAUGCAUUAUAAGUAUAUGUAUGAUGUGUUAUAAUCAUGUUAUAGCACUGUAUAACUAUAGUUAUAAACAUUCAUAAAUUAUCAUAAUGCUUUAUAACAACAAUCAUAACACAUUAUAAAGCAUUUUAUCAUGACUUACAAGGUCAGGUAUUAUAAUGUGUUAUAACUGUUAACAACUCACUGACAAUGCCCACAUAGAUAAUGCAUUAUACAUAUAUUUAUGAUGUGUUAUAAUUUGCUUAUAAACUUGUAUAACUAUCAUCAUUAACACUUGUUAUCAUAAGGCCUAUAACAAUAAGCAUAAAAUAUUAUAAUACCUGACCUUGUAAGUCAUGAUAAAAUGACUUUAUAAUGUGUUAUGAUUAUUGCUAUAAAGCAUUAUGAUCAUUUAUGAGUGUUUAUAACUAUAGUUACACAGUGCUAUAACGUGAUUAUAACACAUUAUACAUAUAUUUAUAAUGCGUUAUAGAGAUAGGCUUCAAGUUAAGUGUUACUGAUAAUUGUUUUAUAGAUCACUCUGAAUUGUCAAAAAAAAUAGAUCAUGUGUCAUUUUGUUUGAAUUUAGGGGAUUUUAAAUGAAAGUGUUUGAUUUUCUAAUCAGCUGUGAUGACUGUUUUCUCAGGGCGGUCUGUACGAGGCAGUGAACGAGGUCUACAAGAUUAUCGUUCCGAUCCUAGAAGCUCACAGGGAUUUCAGAAAACUGGCAUCAACUCACGACAAGCUACAGAGAGCAUUUGAUAACAUCAUUCAGAAGGUAGAGGAAAACUGUGUAAUAAAGUAUUAGCCGCUUCAUUUAUUCAAUUAAGAUUAAAAUGGUAAUAAGAAAGAAAAUACUUGAUGAUGUUAAAAGAUCUUUUGCAGAUUGUAAAAGCAAUUAAAAAAGAUUAUUCCACAGGCAAAAAUAAUCUACUCUUUUUAAAUGCCUUUUUGUACCUGAGAGGCUGGAUAGAUGCCAUUAUUGUAUAUUUCUGAAGGCCUCACAGCCAUAUCAAAUUUCAGAAUCAUCUCUUUAAAGUACUCUUAACAAUAAGAUCCCAUAAAAGGCAAUGAAAAUAAGGAGAAACAAUAUGUCCCUCUGACUAGGGACUAAUAUAAAAUCUUCUCUCUGGUUCCCUCCAGGGCCACAAGAGGAUGUUUGGAACCUAUUUCCGGGUGGGUUUUUAUGGGGCCAAGUUCGGUGACCUGGAUGGACGGGAAUUCAUUUACAAGGAGCCGGGGAUCACGCAUCUGCCUGAGAUAUCACAUAGGCUGGAGGUACAAGAGGGGGGGAGGAGUGUUUGUGUGAGCUCUCUUAUGCAUGCUGUGAAUUAAAGUGUGAAUGGCUGUGGAGGGAGAGGGGGAGAUUGUGCCUCACUGGACUGCUGGAAUCUGGUAAUGACUAAGAGACUUUGCUGAGCAUAAGGACUCAGGACAGGACUCAAAAUCAUCUCCUUGUAGUGAGUUGAAAAAGAGGUUAGAAAACUUUGCAUGCAUUUAUACAAAGACUAUCAUGUAGAGCAAUACAGCGUUACACGUACCAUCCAUUCAUACUUGCUGGGAUCUUUUCACAUGCUGCUCUUCAAUGAAUCACAUUAAAAGACGGCAAACCUAGACUAGAUUUUCAUUCAAAUGAUGCCUCUUGAUGAUCUAUCCCUGUCGGUAUCCUGCAAAGUUUGGCAGGAGGAGCUUUAGAUAAUUUUUCUGUUUUCCUAAUAUUUUGUAAUCAUGCCUGACCCUGGAGGAGGGUUAGAAAAAAGAUGUACUCUUUUUGUUGAAGUAUUGUUCAGACAGGAAGACUCAACAACCCAAAGCUUUUUAAAAAACUUUUUAACCAGAAAGUUUCUUUAUUUCCUAGAACUUCUACAGUCAGUGUUUUGGAGAUGACACUUUAAUGAUGAUCAAGGAUUCUACACCAGUCAACCGGAAACAGCUGAACCCCAACAAGGUGUGUCUUUGUGUCUGUUGCUUCUCGAUUUUUGUCUGUAUGUGAAUUAACAGAUAUUAAAGAUCCUGUGAAGAAUUUUAGCCGGUUAUGAAACAGACUGAAAUUAACUGGGAUACUGUUGUAUGACUGAAAAUUCUUGGUUGUAAUUUUAAUGCCUGAAACCACAAUGAGAGGGAGAGGUUUCUGACUAAAAUGUGUUCGAUGCACUUAAGAAGGCUUGGUCCAGAGAGGGUGUCAGAAAAAACUCAAACACAAAAUUCCUUACAGGAGCUUUAAUGAUGACUAUGGUCAGACUGUAAACUUAACAUCACCUGAUGCUGAUGUUAUGAUACGAAAAGCAUUUGCUACAGAGGAAAAUGCUGAUUGACACAAAUGUUUGAUUUGCUCGGUAGCAAAUAUCCAAAAUCUACCCAUUAACAGUGAACGACUCCCCCUCUUUAGGCAUAUAUCCAGAUCACUUAUGUGGAGCCCUACUUUGAUGACUAUGAGAUGAAAGACCGGUUGACAAACUUUGAGAAAAACUUCAACCUGCGGCGCUUCAUGUACACCACACCUUUCACCAAGAGCGGGCGACCCCGGGGUGAACUCAACGAGCAGUACAAGAGGAAGACCAUCCUCACCACCAUGCACGCCUUCCCCUACGUCAAAACUCGCAUCAAUGUCAUCCAGAAAGAGGAGGUGAUGAUCAACUCAGGAUGUUUGGUGUUUAGCAGCUCUGAAGUCAGUUUUACAGCAUGAUCUCUGUUUUUGAAAUUCCAGUUUGACCUGACUCCCAUUGAAGUGGCCAUAGAGGACAUGCAGAAGAAGACUAGAGAGCUAGCCGUGGCCACACAUAGAGAACAACCUGAUGCUAAGAUGUUGCAGAUGUUGCUGCAAGGCUCUGUGGGAGCUACUGUUAACCAGGUACAAACAUCAUCAUGAAUGGAGAUGUUUCUCCUAUUUUACACUGCUGCCUGUCUGCCUCUAUUAUAGCUAAAAUGAUCACUUACCGGUACUUCGUGUUUAGCAAAAUGAUGGCUGUCGUCCCAAAGUGAUUGCUCCUUUAUUUCACGCAGCCCUUUUUGUUCUCCCUGAGUGUUCCUUCUUAAUGUGUGGGGGGAAAUAAAGCAGAAUAAUUUACCCCUAUUUAUCUUAUCACAUUUACAGUUCCCAUUGUAGUCGCAGAGUGCAGGUGGGAGACAUGACAGCGAUCAUACAUCAAAGCCCUCGCCCCAUCCACAAGCCUAAUCCUGCUUUUGCUUUUCCCCUGAUUUAGUUAAAACGUCAAUUCAUGGCCCCCUUUUCCUUUCAUGUCUCCGCUGCACGCCAUGCUGAACCGGAGGUCUCUUUGAUCUGAUAGCUUCCAGGUCCUGCCAGCAUGGUGAAUGUUGGAGUAAUGAUGAAGCUGGCUACAGUGUCUCCACUCUCUCCUCCCCCCUCUGCGCUUUAUCUUCCAGCGUCUAAUCUGACAGGUCCCUCGCUCCAUCCUGAUGGUUGUAUACAUAACACUAAUGCUCAACAGCUCCGUAAACAUGUAAGUCUUGACUGUAAUCAGUACAGAAGACUGGCUUUCUGUGUGUGGGUCCGCAGCUCUAACCGAGGACUGAGGCCCAGGCCCUAAUGCGUUUAUGAUGCUAAUCAAAGCUGUUUAACUGUGCCUGUCGUGAUACAGGCGCUGAGCAAGCGUGCUGUGGUUUUAUGAUGAAUAUAAGUUAGGAUAACAAGAUCUCAUACUGGGCAAAUGGAAGCCAAAUGGUUAAUGCAGUGACAUUAGCCAUGCAGGAUGCUAAUCAUGGCCCCGUCUUGGAUCUGAUAUCUUCCUCAUGUUCUAGUUCAGCAUGUGGGCCCUCAGCUGCAUUAUGCAUCCGCUUUAGAAGUCAUUUCCCCCUGUCUGAAUGAAGGGCAUUCUCAUCCCUCCUUUGUUCCUACACUCUCAAACGCUUCCCCUCUUACCUCCUCUCUUUCCUUCCUCCGCCUUGGUUUUGCUCUCUCUUUCUUUGUGUCUCUAACUUUGUCUCUUUGUUGUUGUCCCUUUCCUCCUCUCUCCGCCCCCUGUUCUAGGGCCCAUUGGAGGUGGCCCAGGUCUUCCUGAAUGAGAUCCCAGCGGACCCCAAGCUCUUCCGUCACCACAAUAAACUGCGCCUGUGUUUCAAAGAGUUUAUAAUGAGGUAAGAUAUGAUCAAAGAAACACCGCCCAGUGACAACGCACUGCACCAAAGUCAGGCAAAAAAAUGCGCAACAACUCUGCAAAAAUCCAGGAAAACAAGAACUUUUUAUGAUGAGCAAUUUAAGUGAAGUAUGUUCCUCAUCUUUUUACCUUGAAUUUUCAUUUCUGCUGUCUUGUUAUUAUUACCAGUGGCUAAGGUUGGCUCAGUGGGAAGAAAUAUUAAAAAAGAACAUCAAAGAGAAAAUUCAUGACCUUCUUUUCUUCAGAUAUGUCUUUGAAGGAUUGAGAAACUUUUCCAGAGUGUUCUCUGUCAACAUUAAUACUGCUGCCAGUAAAAGAAAAUAAAAGAGUAGCACCGACAAUUGUGACUGAUGGAGACUUAUAUCCAGCCAUUAAAGCUAAGUGUCAGUCAGAAGGUAGCAUUGGAGGUGACAAACUUCUCCAAAUUGCACAAAAGAUAACCGUCAAAGAAACUUAACAGGUGCAGUAAUGACAGUAAAAGAUAAUAGAACCCAUCGAGAGUUGAUUUUAUUUCAUUGCCCAAAUGAAAGUGAAAUAUAUAUAUUCAUUGCUACACUCUUUUUCUUCUAAAAUGAAAAAGGUUUAUUGUUCCCAAGAGCCUCAUUUUAUGUUGAAUGUUUCAAAUAUAAAUUAAACCACUCUAUUCACAGCACACAGCCGGAGGAUAUGCAGAUUUUGUGCAGCAGAUGUGUCAUUUGUGCAGGUGUGCAUGUGUGUCUAUAUGCGUUUGCGUCAGUCUCGAGGGCAUGUGCCAUUUGUUACAGAAAGGCGAUUUUCAUUUACUAGCCCUCACGUCACACUCCAUCAGCCGUGAUUGCUGUUAGCAAGUUGGCAAAUAUUUACUGUAAUUUUAGAAAGGUUUAUUUUUUAUACUUAAUCCCAAAAAGCUGGCACUCUAGCCUGUUCAUGUCAGUCUUCUUUAAUGUGGUGUUCCAAGGAAAUAUGCUCAACAAAACCCAGGUCCUUCUUUUUUUUGAUGAUCUAUUUUCUUCAUACUUGCUUGACAUUGUUUGGGCCUCAGCAAACAUCUUGGCAAAUCAAAUCUGUAACUAUUUCAAAUAAUUCGGUGUAGCUGUAGACUCUUUAUGGUGACUAGAUGCACUUUGAUGUUUACUCUGGGUCUGUGUGGUGAAACUGCAUCAACAAAGCCUGUGUUUAUUCUUUUAUUAUUCUACUAUAUCUUUGUGCAAAUUGAAAUUUUACAUAUUUUAUUCCCUACUCUUUGCAUAGUUUUUCCUUCAUAUGAGACAGAACCUUGUUCACUCUUAAAAGGUUAGGAAUCCCAGGAAACAGAGGUUUGCAGGAGUCCUAACGUAAUGUUCUGUCAGGGUUAUGAAGCGAUGAAAUGGCACCAAAAUGGAACUUGUCUGGAUGAAAACAAACAUUUAUUCUAGAGAGCCCUUAACUACUCUAAACUUAAGAGGAUAAUCUACCAACUUCUCAAAAAUUGUCAAUUAGACUUGUGUAGACUUAGGUCCAUAUAGCAAUUUGUGGAAUGUAACUGACAGCAACACUUUACUUGACGCGUAUCUCUGUAACACAUUAUAAAUAUAUGUAUAAUGCGUUAUAAUCACGUUAUAAGACUGUAUAACUAUAGUUAUAAACACUCAUAAAUGAUCAUAAUGCUUCACAACAAUGAUCAUAACACAUUAUAAAGCAUUUUAUCAUGACUUACAAGGUCAGGUAUUAUAAUUUGUUAUAACUGUUGACAACUCACUGACAAUGCCCACAUAGAUUAUGUAUUAUACAUAUAUUUAUGAUGUGUUAUAAUUUGCUUAUAAACUUGUAUAACUAUCAUUUUAAGCACUUAUUAAUAAUCAUAAGGCUUUAUAACAAUAAGCAUAACACAUUAUAAUACUUGACCUUGUAAGUCAUGAUAAAAUGCUUUAUAAUGUGUUAUGAUUAUUGCCUGAAAGCAUCAUGAUCAUUUAUGAGUGUUUAUAACAGUAGUUAUACAGUGUUAUAACGUGAUUAUAACGCAUUAUACAUAUAUUCAUAAUGCGUUAUAGAGAUGGGCGUCAAGUAAAGUGUUACCUAACUGACAAUAUCUUGAGAUUUAGAGCACUAGAAAACAGUCUCUGAGUAAGAAAACCUUGACAUUAUAGACACUUAUCAGUGGAAUUAAUUUGAAAUAUUUUAAACUAAGCAGUCAAGUAUGGUGCAACACAUCAUAGCUUAAGAAACUCUUUUACUUUCAUAAACUGUAAUAGGCAUUGGCUGGGGUAUUUAUUGUAUUCUGUUACACAACAGCAGUUUCCAUAUUACCCUCAUUAAAUGCUGGGAGAUAAAGUCAGACAUGUGUUUGCAAUAAUCCCAGUCUCCAUGAUUUCCUGCAGACUGCUCUGUUAGUUGGUCAUUAUACAUGCCAUGAUAGAGACCCCAUACCCGCCCUAUGCACCUCACCCAGGCCUGAUGCUUUUCUUGUCUUUCAUGAAACAUAUUUUUUGACUCCAACACACAAGAGAGAAAAAAAAUUCUGUUAGUUAUUUAAUAGUUGGCAUUUUACCUCCACUGCUCAUUUAUCAUGUUUCGAAAUAGCCCCGUGGGUCAUUUACAGUUUAUUCUUGUAGAAAGAUCUAAAAGGCAUAUGGGAGUUCCUUACAGUAAAGCACAUUGUUAACUCAUGCAGAUUUCUGGCAUGUAAAGGAGUCCAAUUUAUGUCAAGUAGUCACAGGUUAUCAUUAGCAUGAAACAGUCCAGUGCUUGUCUGAGGACUUGGGAAUAGAGAGGGGAUUACUGCCGCAUUGGUUUGCAUAGAACCGCAGUUGGAGCUGUUCUUAAGUUUGAGGUAAUUGCAUCAUAAAGGUCAAGAAGUGUAUUACACUCUUGAUCCAUCUCAUGCAAUUUCAUAUGAGUAAGUGUGUUCCUCUGCUCUCUGUUGUGUAGGUGUGGGGAGGCAGUUGAGAAGAACAAGCACCUCAUUACAUUGGACCAGAAAGAGUACCAGCAGGAGCUGAAGAAGAACUACAAUAGACUGAGGGAGAGCCUGAGGCCCAUGCUGGAGAGGAAGAUCCCUGAGCUGUAUAAACCCAUCAUCAGGCCCAGGCUGGAGAACAGGUAAACAGAGCCAACAAACAAAACAGCCAAUUCUGUUUUGACAAGAGAGUCUGGAGGGAUAAAAACACAUCAUUGAUCUUUUCAUCACAUUGUAUGAUUGCUGAACCUAAAGGAAAGUGAGAGCAAAUGGAAUCGAGCAGAGAUCCAUUCACACUGUGUGUGUCCCCUCCACCAAUAUUGAUAGCUGAACCACAGCCACAGUACACAGACUGAGUGUUGAAGCUAUGCUUUAUGUUUUCCGAGAGACUAUUUUCUCACUAAGUGCUUUUAUUAGCAACUAGGAUAAUCUUGAAUCAAUCUUGCAUUAAAGCCUUUUUUGCAAGAUUGAGCGUGUGUUUUAGGGGAAUACUGUCUGUCAUAUUUAGGACCCCCAAAAUGUAAAUCUAGCUUUUAAACAAAACCCAAAAGAGGACAGGUGUUAGCAACAACAGAACAUUAUAAAUUCCUGUGAAGGGGAAUGAAAGUAAAAAUAAUGAACUGUUCAAAGAAGAAUUCCUGAAUAAGUUUCAAGUUUGCAACCAAGAUGACACAAUGACAUACUGCACGACACAAAUGUAAGUGCGACUGCUACAGAAGGGCACAUGGAGUUUGCGGACCUCUCUAUGGGAUAGUUUUCAGUCUUAAACUGACUUAACAAACAGCAUUUUCACAAGCUUUGUUUGUUUCUCUAUUGGUUUGUGGAGCGUCUUGUUUGUUUCAUCACACUGCAUGUUUCAUUUUGCCAACCAUAGAGCUAUCAUAACCAGAUAAAUAAAAACCAGAGCUUAUUCAUCAGCUGGAUCAAAAUUCUCUCUGAAUUUAAUGGGCUCUUCUGUGCUCAUGCCGCUCCUUUCACCAUGCAAUUCAAGCCGCUGUUUUCACCAUAUCUUUUGAACUGAAAACAUAACCCCCAUUGUUGCUAAUUUAUCCAAGUAUAAUCGACUGUCAAGUUAAACUGCCUGGAUCUAUUAAUAGAAGAUUGAUACCAGUUCAAAAUGCAAUGAACUUAAAAUUCAACACCACAGCCAAUCAUAACAUAACCAUAUCUAACAACUGGACCUUUGUGAAACAUCAUAUCUAAAUAUGGUAGAAAAGAUGCUUCUGGAAAGAUCUUAGAUCUUGGCAUUAAUGACUAGGAUAGCAUUUUAAAUUUAGUAUUUAAGGUUAAACAAAGCAUUUAAUGAACUCAAAAUUACUAUUAUUUAUGCCUUUGUCAUUGAAACAUUCACCUUACACAUCUUGUUCGCGCUACCUGCAUCGCCUAUCAUAGACAAUUUAAUUACUCCUCGUGUCCUGUUUUUCUUUUCUGCUUUCAUCUUACGUCUUCUCUCUCUCACAGGGAUUCCUUCAAACGUUUAAGUUUUCGCAGAACCCCAGAAGAAAACUCCUGAGGUGCCACAGCUUGUCAGAGAAAGAGAGAGAGAGCGAGAGCUACGGGGAGUAAAGGGAGUCUGACAACUGAGAAAGGACAAAAAGAAGAUAAAAGAGCACAAAAAACAAGGAAGGGACAUGCUGAUGAUUCCCCUACACUCUUCUGCACUGGAGAAGCACAAUGUGUCCAUAAUGACAGACAGUUUCUCAACAGUCCAGCAGUGGUUAUUAAUGUCUGCUUUUAGCACACUUUUAUGAUUUUGUGGUUGUUUGUUACAGGAGGCAAAGCAGACUGAACAUGUACAUUAGAAGGGUGGGAAUCCUAAGGCGAGUGUAGCUUUCAGAGCAUUUCACUGUAAAAUCUUCAGAUGCUUUAGCUCUGUUGAUUUCCUUUUUUUCUGAAUAACUUCAAGUCCUAAUAAUGCUGCAGUCAUUUCCUCUGGGUUGGUCAAGAAGGAAUCCUUCUAAAAUUCCUGCUGUCCCAGGGACUGUGUGUGUGUGCCAAUAAUGCUUGUGACCAGUCUGUAUGAGUGUAAAUGUGUGAAUGGAUGUUUACUUUGGUAAUGUUUGAGAUAGAAGGUAUUGGUGCCAUACUGAAGUCACUUUGUACUCAGUGAUGAUAAAUAAUUCUGUUAUGUGCUAACAGGCCUUUGAAAUUCUUACUGUGUGUGACAUGUGCUGGUUAGAAUAACAAGUGUAUUGAUUGAUUUGUGCACUGGAAAAGUGGACAAAAUAUAAUUUGUAGAGGCCACUCUUGUCUUAUUUUUGCUGGGAAAAUAAAGCCUAGCUGUGUAGCUAAUCAAAGACUUUAACUUAUUAAGUGUUAUUUCAAAGGAGGCCAUUAGACUUAUCUAAGGCUCUAAAUUACACAUAUCUUACUUGUAAUUCCACAUUUUGUACAUAUUAGAGGUAUUGCAUCAAAUAGUAAUGAAGAGGUUUACAAAGGUAUGAAAAAUUAUUUUGCAUUUUAUUUUGUUGAAAGGUAUUUUUAGAGAAAUUAUAGCAAUAAUAAUUACUAGUGAAACUACUAUUCAGUAGGCAGAUUCCAGAGUGUACUGAGACAGUCUCACUAUCAGUUUCCAGUAGUUCCAGUACAGGUCUGCAAAUAGUCUGCAUACAGUAUAGUAGUGCCAAAUUAAUUUAUGUAGGAGCCAAACUAAAAAUGCAAUACUUUGAAAAUUCCUUGCUGUGUGAAUUAUGUUUACUCCAUUUUUAAAACACAUUCCAGUGGGAAAACGUAUGACUGCUCUGCAGUAUUAUAUUGUAAUAACCUUAUUUUGAUAGACAUUCAUGACAGCACUUUUCCCAGUUGUCAAGUUGCAGCUUAUACUGUAUUUCAAUAAAUGUGAUUUGUGUUUCAAAAACGGAUGUUCUUUUUGUCUACCUUGAUAAUACUCAUUCGAUCAUGUUAUGCUCUGUUUCAAGGUACAUCCCCUAUUUAUGAACUGUUUGAUAUUUUAAUGGCUGAAUUAGAUGAAAGGCUGACAACAAUGUGUAUUAUUAAAAAAGUACACCUGCUUUUGAAACACAAUGCAAUGGGCUAUAAGCUGGUGUUACUCAACAUAUGUGGCUUUUAUCCACUGGAGACUGCAUUUAUGUUCAUCGGUCAGUUUGUGUUAUCAUUUUUGUGUUUUAUCAAAUGUGGAGUUCUAACAUGUCAUAGCCUACCGCUGAAACCCUGAAACAUGAAAACACCAAUAAAACCUAUGCACAUUUGUCA